AUGGCGAGGGAGCUCACGAGGAAACGGCAGGAGACUGUCGCUACUAACCUCAACCCUCACACGCCACGUCACUUUGCUGAAUGGUGAGACCAGUGGUUCCACAGCUACCAGCUUGCGGCCAUCAAGAUGAACACCAGCAGGACUGCUGCUGCCAUUUUUAAACUCUUGUAACAGCUACAAAAAAAGACAUAAGGGGGAUGAGUGGCCCCUUUUGCCCACUAAAUAGCUCCAUGCUUCCCAGGUAAAAAAAAUAUAAGCCAUCUGUUGAACUUUUGACCCACCAUAGGAGCCAACUCCUAGGGGCCAAAGUCUCUUUGACCCCCAAAAAAAAAUAUUUGAGGGGGCAAGCCCCCCCAUGAUAGGCAUUGUCACAUAGCUGUCAACUUUUCUCUUUUCUUGUGAGGAAUCCUAUUCAGAAUAAGGGAAUUUCCCUUUAAAAAAGGGAAACAUUGACAGCUAUGCAUUGUCAUUCCAAUGCUGUGUGCACACCGUAUCUUGUGAUCGCUUAUGUGAGGUGGGGCUUGCCUGGGACCCCCCCCAAAAAAAGUUUUGUUCAAGUUGGCACCCCUGUGACCCACCAUUAGUACAGAACCCUGUUAAUAAACCAGUGAGGUCUCCAAUCUGAGCUAGAGGAUGAAUCAAAUAUGCAAGUUUCAACAAACAUAGAACCAAACUAUACUGUCCAUCAGGGAACAAUAAUAGCACAGUCUGUCAGGAAUGAUAAUCACAUUACCCUUUUAUGUUAGGAAUUUUGGUUGAUUCAUAUUCUACAGUCUUUUAAAUGUGUUUGUGGGAGAGGUUAUUAUUUUGUUUUUCUUUGAACUAUUUAUUUUGUGCUUUUUAUCCUGUAUUUUUAUCUUGUGAACUGCCCUGAGCUCUUUGGAUUAAGGGCAAAAUAUAAAUUAGGUAAAUAAAUAAAUUUUGUGCCCUGCAGGCAGGAAAGGCAGAAAAAGGGUUCCCCAUCCCCACCCAAUUCACUUAAACUUUCCCUUCUUGGAAAAACCUCACCUACUAAAUUUCUAGCUGCCUUUUAGCUUUUAAAGCCAUAGGAGUUCUUGCCACAGGAGCUAGGAAGAAAAAACAAUUCUUUGGGUCAGUCAUUAUUACAAAGGAAAGCUAUUUCCCUUUGGUGAAUAUGCGGUAAAUGUGUGAUCAGUCGUGAUUCUAUACUUAACUUGAAGAGUAGGGGAGAAAUACUGAUCAAAUGAAGUAAUCUUCACCUGAUGCAGUAAGUGAGGAGACUGGCAGCCAGUGUACACCCUGAGAGCGAUUGUUCUCUCAUUUUAAUACCACUCCCUUUCGAACAAAUACUUUCCAACAUGGUGUUCAUUUUUUCCCCAUAUUCACCACAAGAAUAUAGGGUGGUGCCUUAUACUGAGUCAGACCAGUAUAAGCUCCAUAUUGUUUUCACUGACUGGCAGCAGUUCUCCAAGGUUCCAGAUGAGACAUUCCCUAGAGAUGCCAAGGUUUGAACCUGGGACUUUCAAAGUAGAUGCUCUACCAGUGAGCUACAGCACUUCCCACCAAGACACACCUGCCGUAUCAGAGUAUAACCUUUGCCAACUCCACGAUAUCAUUAGUACAGAUGUACCUCGGAAGUCAAAUGGAACCUGUUCUGGCAGUCCAUUCAACUUCCAAAAUGUUUGGAAACCAAAGCACGACUUCUGAUUGGCUGCAGGAAGUUCCUGCAGCCAAUCAGAAGCCGCGGAAGGCCCAUCUGACAUCCGGGUUCCAAAGAGCGUUCUCAAACUGGAACACUCACUUCCGGGCAUUCGGGAACCAAAACGUCCGAGUACCAAGGCGUUUGGGAUCCAAGGUACAACUGUAUUAAUAUUUUAAAGCUUUGCAGUGGUACAAAAUAAAGUGAAAAAGGUGGGCGGAAGAAAGAGAAGGAAUGCAAUACAAUAUAUGGUAAUGUAGCUAUGAUUCUUCUCUGCACACACAAAUAUUUGGUGAUGAGGACUGUCAUUUCUGAAGUGAGCAGGCUGAUGUCAGCCCAUCGCUACACGAGGUUAUUUCCUAAGAAUUAACUGGUUGUUGGAAGGCUGUGCUUCCUGCGUGUGUCAUGUUUCCUUUUUCAAAUGUCAUAAAACUGUGGGAAGCAGUGCAGCCGCGACUUUUGCUCUAGAUCUCAUGCCUUGCAACAUUUCUGAGUUGAGUAAUGUGAUGGGAUAUGGUACAGUGGUACCUCGGGUUAAGUACUUAAUUCGUUCUGGAGGUCCGUUCUUAACCUGAAACUGUUCUUAACCUGAAGCACCACUUUAGCUAAUGGGCCUCCUGCUGCCGCCGCACCGCCGGAGCACGAUUUCUGUUCUCAUCCUGAAGCAAAGUUCUUAACCCGAGGUACUAUUUCUGGGUUAGCGGAGUCUGUAACCUGAAGCGUAUGUAACCCGAGGUACCACUGUAAUUACAAAGUAAGUGCAGCUGUCGUUAGAGCCACUAGUUGGUGGUGGUGAUAAUUGGGUGAUAUAAAAUGCCUGGUUUGUAAUAGAAAUGCCCGCCCUGGCUCCCUCCACAGGUGUGGCUCCCUCCACAGUUUGGUGACAGGAACUAUUUGGAACCUUAGUUUUACUUAGUUAUGUUUGUUUGUUUGUUUGUUUGCUUGCUUGCUUUUCUAAAAAAAUGAGGCACUGAUAUUCAUCUGUUGAUGAAAGAACCAUGGGCGCCAGCAGAAAAUGGCUGCCAUGGGUAGCCAAAAGGGAAAGAAAGGUGAUAGUACUCUGUACCAAUGAGUACCACCACACACACAGUAUUGCCUUUAUUGUGAAGCAAGUCCAAGCUCAUUUGUAAAAAGGACCCCUAACAGUUAAGUCCAGUCGCGAAUAACUCUGGGGUUGUUCACUCAUCUCGCUUUACAGGCCAAGGGAGCCGGGAUUUGUCUGCAGACAGUUUUUCCAGGUCAUGUGGCCAGCAUGACUAAGCUGCUUCUGGAGAAACCAGAGCAGCGCAUGGAAACGCCAUUUACCUUCCCGCCAGAGUGGUACCUAUUUAUCUACUUGCACUUUUUGGAGUGCUUUCGAACUGCUAGGUUGGCAGGAGCUGGGUCCGAGCAACAGGAGCUCACCCUGUCACAAAUAAAUACCAAUGUUGGAGUUUCCCUGAGUCCUGUUGCUCCCUGGCAUUAGGGCAGACCCACUGCAAGUUUGCCUCACAAGGUGAGGCACCCUCCCAAAACACCCAUGGGAUACCAUAGACUACGUAUGUCCCCAAAGAGGGGCAACUUUAGGACCCAUUAGAAUAAAUUAUAAAACUUGCUCAUCUAGUGUAUAACUGAAGUGUGAAAGGUGGAUCCCAACAUGAUCAGCUACACACCUGACUCUUUAAUUCUGAAAGCCAGUAAUUAAAAUUGCAGAGAAGCUGUGAAUUUAAUAGAAAAGAUUAGAAAGAUGACAGGUGAAUUAAGAUGCUUAAACUGUGGUUGCACCAGCUGUUAUCGGGGUCCAAUUGCAUCACACACCAAUGUUCAGCGACCACAUGAAGGGUCACCUGUGUAUUGGCAACACACUGAUGAUAAACAUAUAGCUCAGAGCUUUUGUUGUUGGCUCCUAAUUGGUAAUGUCUCCAUUGGGGCUCCAUGAGCUCCAGAAGGGGUUUCUGCUAUUUACGCCAAAGAAGACCUUUUACUGCUUCCGUCAAACAUUGCUGUGGGUGGUGAACCCAUAAAUGACUUCUCUAGAAAGCUUUCAAAAAUGCUUCUAGCCUAGGUCGAAUCAAAGGGGAAUUUUGUGAAGCUUUUCUGGCUAGUUAGCUGCUUAGCCUCCAGCUGAGAAAGAUAAAGAAUGAAUGUUGUGCAAAUUUUGGAAAAGGAACAAAGAUUUUUAGCUUCAGAUUUAGAGAUGGACUUUCAAAGUGAUUUUUGUACCCAUUCCACAUACAUAAGACUUCAUUGUUGACCUUUAAUCAAGAAUUAUUAUAAUGUUGCCUUUCUGAGACUGCAUAAGACAUUUGUUUUUGUUUUCUGUGUAGUUUUUCAAAGAUUUCUAUUUUCUCAUUUUGCUGUUCAGCUGUAUGAUAAUUUUACUCAAGUUAAAAUUCUACACUGAAUGUCAAUGAACUCUGAGGACCACUCGGUUACUGACCUUUGUGUAAAUAGUCUCUGACUACUUAGAGGCUUAACUCUUGAUAAAUGGGUUACUACAUUGAAAGCUGAUGGGUGUUGAAAAUGGAUGUACAAACUGUUGACUAAUUUCACUCCAUAGGAUCUUUGGAGCUUGUUUCUCUGUUUCUUCCUCUUUUUACUUCAACUGGUGAGGAAAAAUAUAUGUAUUUUUACAAUGUUAGCUUUGGAUAAAACAAUAAGAACAUGCACCUCAGCAACUUAAAUAAAUUACAAAAUAUACUGUGACUAGAUUGUAAUGGUCUUAACAGUAAUUAAGGAAAUAAAGGAACAUUCUGUGAAAAGUGUUAAGCUAAGCUGCUUUUUUCUGAAACUCUUGUUUUACUAGGUUAUAGAAUAAGUAAUAAUUUGAAAUAACUAUUUCAAAUACUCCUGGGCACAAGAUGAAUUUGCUAUAUUAACUGAAGAAGUUUUCAGAGUAUUUUAUGGCCAAACAGAUAUAGGAGAUCCAUGACUGCAUGUCUUGAUAUUUUAAGUUUUAUUUAAAAGCAGAGAUGUGUGUUGGGAAGGAGGAAUCUAAAUUGGAUUGGAACAGCAGAACUGGAAUAUGUUGAUAUCUCUUCCUUCUUGCAACAGUUUUCUGAUAUAAUACACUGCAGCUACUCUUUUUCCUACUGGGAACAAAUAUUUAUUCUUGUAAGCAUGAGUGUUCUUUAAAAGCCUACUUAAAGUCAUUGUCUUAAACUGUUAUUUUAUUACAAUGGUGAUGAUGAUGUUGCUGCUGUUCUUCACUAACACAACUCAAAAUUCCUAUAGAAGAGCAAAGACCAUUUGUUAAUGGGGGGGUGGUUGGGGAGGGGGACAAGUCAGGUCUCUGUUUUUAUGCUGAUUAUGAAUCCUGGGGUGGCUGCUGUACCCUCAAUUGAAUUUUCCCUUCUGUGCAAUACUUAAGUAUGUUUUCGCCUAUCACUUCAGGACUGAAGUGGUCUAAGUGACUUCUGCUGCGAUUCUUCCUUCUACUUACCCACUUACUUCUCCCAUGUAAGAGUGCAUAGAAUUUAAACCUUAAAGGCACAGGAAAUGUCUUAGGUCAGGGUAGCUACAGGCAGAUCUGCAAGCUGGUGAAACUGCUGUUACAUACAGUGGUACCUCAGGUUACAUACGCUUCAGGUUACAUAUGCUUCAGGUUACAGACUCUGCUAACCCAUAAAUAGUGCUUCAGGUUAAGAACUUUGCUUCAGGAUGAGAACAGAAAUCGUGCACCGGCGGCGUGGUGGCAGCGGGAGGCCCCAUUAGCUAAAGUGGUGCUUCAGGUUAAGAACAGUUUCAGGUUAAGUACGGACCUCCGGAACAAAUUAAAUACUUAACCUGAGGUACUACAGUAUCUUUAGACAUCAGGCCUUUGGUUUUUAAUUAUCUAUGGCCUUUUUUGUAUGAGUGGGAUGUUUUAAUCUAGCUUUUUAAAUAAAAAAAUAGAAUGGUCUUUUAGGUUUUUUUAAUGGUAACUUCAAUGUGUGUGUGUGUUUAAAAUUUUAAAAAUACUAUAAGUUGCUUUGCGUUGCCAUGGCAAAAAAAACCCCUAAUAAAUUUAAUAAAGAACAAUGAUAAUAAUUGUUGCACUAACUGUUGCAAAAGGCCUUGAUGAGGGAGGAACUGAGCAGAGGGAGUAAAUAUUACAUUUAUGCUUUACUUUCCUGCCCUGCAAUCUCAGUCAAAGAGGGUUCCUAAAGUGGAAGCUAAUAAUGAACUGAAGAGGAAUUUGACUAUCAAGAACACCCAAUAGAUACUGGGCAAAGGAGAUACAAUUUUCUACAACGGCAGUUAUUUGGGCAGGGCUGGUCCAAGGCAAUUUAGCUACCUGAGGCAAAGCAGCAAAAUACUCCCCCUUGACCUCCAUUGAGUUAUCUCUUCACAAUUACACAAAUGCCGCUACCAGGUGGUAAAAAAAUAAAUAAAAAUGCAGCAAUAAUUAAUUAAAUAGGUAGCAAUUUGCUGCUUUUCAUGACACCCAAAAUCUGUUGCCUGAGGCAGCUGCCUCCCUCUGUCACAUGAUAGGGUCGGCCUUAUAUUCAGACUAUUCUGCAUGAGGGGUGGAAUAUUCUGAGGCUUAGGUAAGGGUGCAAAUGAAGGCCUUCACUUUAUUUUUCAGCAACAGCUACCCCAGGGCCCCAUCAAAAUAUUUAGACCACUGCCACCAUUUAGUUAUGGGGGGGGGGAUAGAGCUGUCUAGCAAUGUAAAUUGCUGCGGUUUUCUUUUCUUUUUUAAAAAGACUAAUUGUAACUCAUACUGGAAGCUGUCAAGCUGAAGCUUAGAUUUAUUUUAAGUAAGUGGGUAAGUAAAUAAGUAAGUAAGUAGGUAAAGUGGAGAUGAACCAUGGACCUACUGACUUAGAAGAAUUUCAUUUCAUUUUACUCAGUGAAACCAUACAAGUACAAAAGAGAGCUUUAGAAAAUUGUCAUUUGGUUUGCAAAGUUGGGACACAUUAUUAUCAUUAUCAUCAUUAUUUAGCAGCGUAAAGAGGAAGAUCAUGCCUGAGCCAGUUACUUUGCGCAGUAUUAAGAAAAUCGGAGAAGACAACUAUGGCUUUGAGCCGGAAGAAUCACGUAUGAUGUUUUCCAUUUUAUAUACCUCUUGACUUUAGGCACAUGUCAGUAAAUCUCUUCAAGACCCAUUUGCUCAUAUCAUCCCAAGCUCGUGGGGUUUUUUUUUGGGGGGGGGAGUAUUUGCUUGCCCACUCACUACUGCUAACUCCUCCUCUUCCUCUGGGUGGAAAAGUUAACAAAUUAUCUGGCAUGAUGUGGAAGGAGGAUAUGCAGCUCAAGAGGAUUGUCCUCUUCCCCAAGUUCCAGUGUGCAAUAGACCAGUUUGCAGGGGUUGUGGUUGGUCCCAAGACUGAUAUUCUCUUUUUGAGCAUCUCAGGAUCUUGGAUGCGGAGUGCUACCUUUCUUAGCUGGAGAAGGAGGAAGAGGUAGCAGCAGAGGUGAUGAGCAGGCAAGAUUAAGUCUCAGAAUUUUGAAAUGGGGCAACCAGCUGCCCCAUCUUGAUGUGGUAUUUUCUGCAUUAGAUUGACCCCCCCCCCAAGUAAUAUCAUGCUUAUUAUUUUAUGUUGUUUCAGAGUUACUUUUUAACUUAUUCCGAAGUGGAAUAGGAGCCUGGAUAAAUACACAUACAUAAUAAAAUACAGCGGCCAUUUUAAUAUAGCGGGAAUUUUCCCAGUGUUUUGUAAUAAUAGAAGCAUCUUAAGAAACAAAAACAGAGCCUUGUUCUGACCUUGACAUACAAGCGCUCCUGUGCCUGAACAUAGUCAUUCUUCGGUUAGCAAUGGCAAGAUGAUACAAUUCUGUGGGAUCUUCUGCAUGCAAAACAUUGGCUCCACCACUAAGUUAUGUCUCUUUCCAUUUCCUGAACCUGUUUUGGGAACUGGUUUGUAGAAUCAGAUCUCCAACAUGAAUCAUUCCAAUUUGGUCCAUUUUGGAUCUUACUGGGAUUUUUGUACGAACUCUUUGAGUUCUCUUUAAUCAAACACUGCCUGUACAUACGGUAAUUAAAAUGGCUUUGUGUGUGUGUGUGGAUUAAUUUUCAAAGAAUGCUAACUAUAGGAUGUGUUUGUUUGUUUGUUUUCCCCACCAGAUAACGGCAUCUGCAAACCAGAGUAAGUAAUGCAGAUAUUUACAAAGUAUUUGGUUGCACAAGUAGGACAUGCAACAAAAUGUUGCAGUGUAGAGAGUCCUUCUGUUCUGGAUUUUAGCCAGCCAUGCCUCAUUCCAUUUCCCCUCUCCUGGUUUUACACCCUCUCCUUCCUUCAACUGUCAAGGAACAUUCUGUGACUACUGAGCAUGCGCAGACCUCAUUUGUCUGUUUUGUUGGUUUUGCCCUCUUCAUUGAACUCCCCCCCCCCAAAAAAAAAUUUUUUUGCACCUCUUUGGUACUUCGUGGGGGGAGGGAUCUCUUGAGCCUGCUGAUACUUUCCCCGUUGUGAGUGGAUGGUGCAGUUUUGGCUGUAUAAAGAUCCACACUAUUCAUUUAUUUGAUGCCUAGAAAGCAGUUUUCAUAAUUCAUUGGUGUGUUUGCAACAUAGGAAAUGCAGCCACUUCAAUUUUCUAAGCUCUAAUAUUAUGCAACUGGUAUGAGUUAAGCAAAAAUUCAGAACACAAUAUGCAAUAACAGAAUACCAGAAGAAAAUGCUACUAUUUCAAUCAAUUCCUCUUACAAUGCAGGUUGGAGCUAUUCACAGGUUUCAUGGCAUGAUGUGACAAUUAACAAUUCCAAGUGCAAAUAUUUUCCACUCUGGCUGCUUUCCUUAGAUAUGACAUUGACUGACAGCCAAUCAAUCACUUUUGUGUGGGUUCAUGGCUGUGGUCUAUGCCACAACAGAAAAUUCUAGAACAGAAUACAAUAUUCUUGCUGGAAAACCCUCUUACAAAAAAUAAAACAAAAAACCCCAGAAUUAAAUACGAAGAGAUUUGUACUAGGCUAUAAUUUGGUGAAAGCAAAACUAAUAUGUCUUAAAAUAGAAACUUGCCUGCUGUAUCACUAUACAGUUGAUGAGAGAAUAUAGCCUUAAGCAAAUUUCUGAGGAGCUGGGCUCCAGAUAUGCGGAAAUAGAGAGAGAAAACACCAAGCCCUUACAUAUGUUUUCACAGCUCAGAACCGCACUCAAACUGAUUAUCACGAAGUUUGGUGCCAGGUACACACAUGAAUGGGAUUUAAGUUUCAAAUUAAGCCUUCUGGUGAGGCAAAACUCAGAGUAGCGUGGAGAUGCAUUCUGGACAUAACUGUCAACUUUUCCCUUUUCUUGCGAGGAAUCCUAUUCGGAAUAAGGGAAUUUCCCUUUAAAAAAGGGAAAUGUUGACAGCUAUGAUUCUGGAAGGACUGGGAUCUGACCGUUUUUACCAGCAGUAUAAUGUAACCUAACCAUUAUAGCAAUAUGAUCAAUGCCCUUCAAAACUGAAAAUUCAUGUUCGUACAGGUGAACUUUGUAUACGAAAGGUUAAUUUAUGCUGAAUUGGAUGGUACUUCUCCCUGAUAUGGCCCAUGCAGAUAGGGAUGAAAAAGCAAUCACAUGCCUUCUCUGCCAAUCUGGUCACUUACACUAAACUAUGGUUUGGCUUAGUGUUAUGUGCAGAUGAGGGCAAAGAUGAGCAUUCCAAUAAGAGACCAGUAAAGAUAGGAUAGCUAUCAUUCAGGAAAGUGUUGGCCCCAUUAACUGAUUUGCAUAAUGAGGGACACUAAUACACUUCUGAGGAACUCCACAAGGUGGUGUGGUUUUUUGUUUUUUGUUUUGCCUCUGCCUCUGUAAUGCAGUGGUUUUCAUCAAAUGGGCCAUGGCAGCCUGGGGUACCUUGAAUGAUGGUCAGGGGUGCCGUGGACAACACUGGCCUCUGUCCCUCUUUCCUUCCCUCCCUCCUCUGAUGCCCUCUCACAUCUCUGCCUCCCAAAGGCUUGUACGACUGUGUGUUGCAGCAGCCCUGGCUACAAGCUCUGCUGGGGCUGACCAGGGGGUGCUGGUUGCCAGGAGCUCAGGCGGCCUUCGAGUAAGCAAGCAAGUGGGUGAGGGAUCCCAGCCAACCAGUCCACCAGCCUUUGCUGUUGGGAAUGGACAGACAAGUCCCAGGUCCCUGUGGGGCAGUGUGAUGAAGCAUCUCUUUUUGGGGCAGGGGGGCAGCUCAGAGACUAGGGGCGGCAGCCGUGACUGCCCAGAGGACUCCCAAGCAGAGGGGAGAGGAAAAGAGGCUGAGGGAACACUCCACAAGGGAGGGUGUUCAAAAAAGGGUGAGAGGCCGCCAGCUCUGUGGGCCAGGGGUGACAUAACUGGGCUCCUGAGACCCACAGGGGUGCUGUAGAAAGAAUGUAGCUGGUCAAGGGAACUGUGGACUCAGAAAGGUUGAAAACCUCUGCUGUAAUGAUUUUGGGUAGAAAGGUAACAGGAAGGAAAGGUGUUAACCAUAAAGCACCCUUCUUCAUUUUCCCCCACUCAACACUGCCUUUCCCCAAAGCUGCUUUUUCCUAGGAAAAGCACAGAGACCUGUAGGCAUUAUUCAUGUGUAAUUCUUGAUGGCAGCUAAGACUGUGAGGACUUGCCUGAGGCCACUCAGGGAGUACAAGAGGAACCUAGGCCUCUAAGGAGUAAAUCAAACUGUCUCUCCCUUCUGAACAAUACUGAUUUUUCAAGUAUCCACCCAGGCUAUCCAACAGGAUAGUUAAUGCUCUUUAUACUAUAGUGGACCAAUUAUGGGAUUAGCAGGGUCUGGGAAGGGUGCCAUCCCCUGUUAUAUUCUUCUCUCAUUGUUAUAGCGCUAUACGAAAUUUUUCCUGUGGGAGUGCAGCCAGAUGAAGCAAUGAGGUGGAAUAUUAAGAUAUAUAGGAUAAGACACAGCUUAUGAUCCUAUAACCAGAACUGCCUCAAACACUCUCACAUCAUGUACCUUUGAAGAUCCUCUGAGCCUCAGCAUUAAGCCAGACAGUCCCAACCUUAAAAUUAAUGGUGCAUUAAAGAAUUCUUACUCCUUUCCUUUAAGAGUUCCGCUAGCACUGCCUUCCUUGUAGGAAUGGAAGAGAAAUUUGAUUUUGUUUGCAUUUUAAUGAGAUACAUUCCAAUUCACUCUUCCCCAACAAAUACAUGAACUGAAAUGCAGCCAUACUUGAAAUUUGACCUUUCUUGAAUUUUUCUAUUCAGUGUACAAAAAUGCAUGAAUUAGGGGGGAAAUGUCAUAAAAAUGGAUGAAUAUUAGAGAAAAUAGCAUGCAAAAAUGCAUUAUAUAUGGGGGAAAUGCUUGGGAAAAUAUGUAUUUAAGUCAAAACUGCAUACAAAAAUGUGUUCAUUAGGGGAAAUUUGCACUAAAAUGCAGGUGCAUUUUCAUGAGAAUUAUUUUUUACAGUCAUAAAUCGGUGUAGAAAUGUGAAGAGAACAGCAAUGGGGAUGGGCUGUCCUGGGGACUAAUGGUAUCAAAAGGGCACAAAAAUCAGACCUGUUGAAGGAAUAGAGCUUUUUAGAACCUUUGUUGUAAUCUACUUUUUAAGGGGGCAGGUUUCAAGUCUGUUAAAAAUAAAGUCCAGUUCCUUGUAUUUCAAAUGCCUCUUUUCAAAAUGAUGAUCUUGUUGCAACUGAAGCCAUAACAAUGUCCCAAGAUGAUAACAUACAUUUUGAUAGAUAAAAUAAAUUUGAAUGGAAGUGCAUGGGAAUAGGCCCCUUAAGAGUACUCACAUGGAUAUUGCCUUGCCUUUCACAGGUAUUUCCAUAAUAAAAAGGAAACUUCUUCAAAGAGCAAUACAAAAGGGAACAAGUAAGUUAAGCUGGUUACUCUUCUAUCAGGAUAAUUGCUGGGCCCAUUCAUUCUGCUAAACUUUGCAGGAGUGACAGAGGGUGGUAAAGGAGGCAAAAUCUCUGGGACAAGAUGUGCUGACAGCCAUCCUUCAGACAGUUUUCAAAUGCGAUUAGACAAAUAAUUCGCGGAGGCUAGGGCUAUUAACUGGGUGCUAGCCAUAAUGGUUGUAAACUGUGGCCAGGAUCAUGAUGGGGAGGAACUGUGUGUGAGAGAGGGUUAUUGCCCCCUUGUGUCCUGUUUGUGGGCUCCCCAAAUGUAUCUUUUGGAAACUGGGUGCUGGACUAGAUGUGGCCUUUGCUCUGAUCUUGUGGGGCUCUUAUGUAAUAAAGAAAUGCAACACGUCAGUCCCGAAAUGUAAUAACCCAGCAUGAACCCAUUUCUAGAAACUCCUUACUUCUUUACAAAGACCCCAGCAUGCACUCACAUACCUCACUUUCUACCUCACAAGACCCACUUCAUGCCACUGUGUAAGACAGGUAAUCAUUUACCAUGAUGUGUGUGUGUGUGUGUGUGUGUGUGUGUGUAACCAACAACUUAAUACUUUAAUCAUCUGUAUCAUCCAGAUCUAUGGUGGCAAUAAGAUUCUUUUCCACUUCCCUUCUACCAAGUGCUAUUUUUCUAGGGGGGAAAAAGUGCUGGAACUCACUAUUAACACCUCCCUUGUUCUCUUAUAAUGGCAAUGGCGCCCACCUGAGAGGGGCCGGAGCUGAAUUCUGGCGGGGGGGCUCGGAGCCCUGCUUCUAUGUAAUAUUUCUGCUCACGUGCAGAAGAUUCGCUUCAUCAUUGGGCAGGGCAAUACAGAUUGGUGCAUAAUGUGUGGUAAAUUCUGUUAGAAUAUAUUGGGUGUGUGUGUGUGUGUGUUUGUGUUUUCAAUGCAAGUAUUGAUGCCGUGCAAGUAUAUGGGUGGUUCAAUGACAGCAAUAUCAAACCACAGCUUGUAACUCUUCAGGCAGCACAAAUUUAUCCCUCAGAUUAAUCUGCCAGCCUCUCCCAUCUCUGCCUCAUUGUUCCAAGAACCGCCUUGCCUUCUGUACUAUGCUCACUCUUCUUCUUUUGGGGCCUAAAAUAGGUUUCAAUUGUGGCUGGAUCUAGAAUAACAAGAGUCUCCUUUAAUUUGUCAAGGAAAGCACAUUCUUUCACAGAAGUCAGAAAAGGGCGUUACAGCAAACUUUUAUAUGCUAUUUUUGCAAAUGUUUUGUUAUAACACCAGUCAAUAUUGAUUACAUGAGGGGGGCUUUUGAGAUAUGCUCCUGUAGUCCAGCAUCUGUAAAACACCACUUAGGGAACAUGCCGUGAAACUGGAUUUCUCAAGAACGCAGUGUGUGUGUGAAAAUAUUGGAGAAUUCUUGACUGUCUUGGAUUGAUUCAAUGGUGGGGGGAAGAGGCUGCUGGUGGUAGGAUGGAGCUGCCUUUACACAUAGACUUCUUUGGCACUGUGAAGAGGUUCUUCCACCAGGCAAUACAACAAAAGGAAUUUGAUUCCUAGCAUAUCUGGGGGAAAGAAUACAAUUUUCAUAAUACAACACAUUUUGCUUUCUUUCUUUUUUAAACAGGACAUCAGAGAAGAAUGAGAUUCGAGUUGGCUUCUUUGAGUUGGUAAUAAAAUUGUUGCUUUUCACCACUUCGUAUAUCUGCUGUGGUUCUAUAGAUCAGGGUGGUCAGAUUCCCAGCUUAUAGGGUCGUCAUAAUCGCAACUACCCCUUUGGAGAUUCAAGUACAAAUGGAGACAGCUUUGUAUUUUGUUUUUCCAAAACUGUUAUGGGGAGCCUGAUGUUCACUGUGAAGGUGGUGCAUGUCGUUACUCCAAGAAGGAAUGGUGGAGCUUAGCAUUAAAGGUAAAGGUAAAGGGACCCCUGACCAUUAGGUCCAGUCGUGACUGACUCUGGGGUUGCGGCGCUCAUCUUGCUUUAUUGGCCGAGGAAGCCGGCGUACAGUUUCUGGGUCUUGUGGCCAGCAUGACUAAGCCACUUCUGGUGAACCAGAGCAGCACACGGAAACGCCGUUUACCUUCCCACCGGAGCGGGACGUAUUUAUCUACUUGCACGUGACGUGCUUUCAAACUGCUAGGUGGGCAGGAGCUGGGACCGAGCAACGGGAGCUCACCCCGUCACAGGGAUUCGAACUGCUGACCUUCUGACUGGCAAGUCCUAGGCUCUGUGGUUUAACCCACAGCGCCACCUGGGUGAAAUCCAGUGCUAUAGUUCCACUCAUGGAGUGGCUUUUGACUCAGAAGAGCAUCUAUUAAUGCAAAAGAAGGGAGGUGAUUUGCACUGAUAUCUCUCUUCCAUACACAACCCUUGUGCCUUCUUCCACACUUAUCUAGAGGGUCCUACAAGCUUCUGCAACAGAUUUUCAGUUCUCAAGGGACUGUAGCAGGAAGGUGGGAUGGGAAAACAACUUCCGUUUAUUUUAGUGGCCACCUCUGCUGGAUCAAAGCCAUUCUGCCAGUGAAGCAACAGCCUUGGGUUUCAGCCAUUGUUAGUAAGAAAAACAAUUGGAACAUUCAUAUACAAAGGAGCGAUGCAUAAUUUUUUUGUGAAUGCUCUUUGUCUGUUUCCCCCCACUUAAAGUUUAGAUUUGCUUCUUCAUCUGAGAAACUGAUGAUGGUUUUCGGUGGCAUCUGCGCUGCUCUUCAUGGAGCUGCCCAGCCAGCCAUGUUGAUUGUCUUUGGGGUGAUGACAGACACAUUUAUUCAAUAUGAUAUCGAGAAGCAAGAGCUUAGUGACCCAAACAAAGGAUGUGUGAAUAACACUAUAGUGUGGAUCAACAGUUCCUAUCAUCAAAACGACAAUAAUACACCAGUGAGUUGUGGGUAAGUGAACAAGACAUUUUGCAUUGUGUCCGGUGCUAAUACUACUCAGAGUAGCCCCAUUGAAGUUAAAGAACAUGACUAACUUGGGUUCAUUAGUUUCAUCAGGUCGACUAUGAGUAGAGGCUGGACAUAACCUUACAGUAAUAUUUCAAUAUUUCGAUAUUUAUAGACCUUGCAAAUGAGCAAAGCAUUUUAUCUCCCCUGUUAUUAAAUGACAUUGUCUGAAAUCUUCUGCAUUCUUGCACAGAAGACAAACCAAUGAUACUCCAGGUCAGUUUACCAGCCUGCCUUCAUAUAUGUGUGAUUACACCACUGGUCGUUGGCUCUGUAGUUUUGCAAACCCCAUGCCUUAAAUAAUAUUCCCAUACCAUGUCCUAUCUCAGUUGGACUAAUGUCAUCUCCUCUCCAGAGCUGGAGGUGUUGCUACUUUGUUCAUUUCCUGGCUGAUAAUUGCUCAUUUUAAUUUAUGCUUCCCCUACCAUUGAGUCUAGCCAGCUUUGCCAACUGCUGGCUCUUACUAGAACGUGUAAAAAUAUAAAUUCGUCAGUCAUUUUUCUAAGAUUUGCUUUGUACUGCCCUGGUUCUGUAGAAGUAAAAAAAAAGAAAAAGAAAGAUAUAUCUUUACUUUUGGCAUUUAGAACUACAGUAUUGUGCACAAUUUCAACUGGAAAAUCACACAAAGGUAAAUGUCCUUUGGCUUCAAAAGUUGUAGCUGCAACCCACAAGUCAAUAGUGGUUGAGUACUUGGAUUUCAGGGCCAAAGAUAAUUGAGCUAAACUUAAGGUUGAUUCACUUGUCCCACCUAAGCACUGGGUUUUUUUUGGCAGUGGUUCAGAUUCAGCACUCUUACGCAUGUUUACAUAAAAGUAAGUCCCACUAUAUGGAAUAGGACUUGCUUUCAGGUAUAUGUGCAUAGAUUGCAUCAUUAGUCUUCCACAAUUAAAUAGUUUGAAACUGGAUCAGUUUAUGCAAAUGUUGAACAAUAACUAAUAUUCCUUCUUUGUUUUGCCCUUGUUGAAUUACACAUCAACCAGUUAGCAUUUAAUGCUUUUAAUGUUUGAUGUUUUACUGAGGUUUUAUAAUUUGUUGGAAGCCACCCAGAGUGGCUGAGGCAACCCAUUCAGAUGUGUGGCAUAUAAAUGAUAUGUUGUUAUUAUUAAUAUUAAUAUUAAUAUUAAUGGAGAAUAUGGUGGACCUAUUUUGUCAGACUGUCUGCUACUUACAGUGCAUAUUAUUUUGGAAAGUCAGUUUUUUGUUUUCACUAUAAUCCAUUACUCUGCCCUCUCUGAAUUCAUACCCAAAUAUUAACUGAGGGAAAAGAACAAUGGAAAUAAGUUCAUCUAGCUGCUAAUGAAGUUACAUUAUUUCUCAUAUUAAUUUUGCCUACAGGCACAUCGAUUCAAGAUGGACUGAUUUACCAAGGUCAUAUAUCUUCUUUAAUUCUUUCUUUAUCUUUCAGGUUGCUGGACAUUGAAAUGGAAAUGAGUUAUUUUGCAAGUUACUAUGGGGGAAUAGGCUGUGCAGUGCUUGUGCUGGCAUACUUCCAGGUCAGUACAGUGGUACCUCAGGUUACAUACGCUUCAGGUUACAGACUCCACUAACCCAGAAAUAGUGCUUCAGGUUAAGAACUUGCUUCAGGAUGAGAACAGAAAUCGGGCUCCAGCGGCGCGGCAGCAGCAGGAGGCCCCAUUAGCUAAAGUGGUGCUUCAGGUUAAGAACAGUUUCAGGUUAAGUACGGACCUCCGGAACAAAUUAAGUACUUAACCUGAGGUACCACUGUAUUAUUAUUUACUUCCUCAUAUUGUUUUCCACAAUAGAAAAUGGCUUACCUGAAAAACAACAAAAAGGCAGCUAAACUCCUUUCUCCACAGUUGGGACACAGUCACAGGGCAUUUCCAGUUUGGAGUGCAACCACCCAGAAGGCCCUGCCUUGUGUUCCCAUUCAUCCCUCCCAACUUCCUGUGGACAUUUGUUGACUGGAAUCCUUCAGCUAUGGGCAUUGUGAGGCAAUUUUUAUGCUGCUGUCUCAUGGUGAUGAUCCAGAUCCAGUUAUAUACAUGUCCAUGUGUUUAGUAGCCCUACUGGAGUAGGUUUGUAAGCCUGAGAUUUGUUCCCAUGCUCCAUGUCAUGUAGAAUGCACACAAAGGGACCAAGUGUUUAUUUGCCCUUUAAUCAUAAGAGUUAACAGAAGUGGUUUGGUUUUUUUACAGUUAGCUCCUCAAUGUCAAGAUCAAUAAUGGUAGGCAAGGCUCUCUGGAGGCAGCUUGCCCACCACAUUUCACCAUGCCUUAUAAAAUGCAGCUGCAAUGUGCAAGGUUUGAGUAUUCUAGGGUGUAUUCUAAAUCCUGAUGGGAAGGCCCAACUAUCUCAGACAGCAGCAGUGAAUUUGCUCCUCAAGAACACUAUGUGGCUUACAAUGUGACGUGGAAAGGGUUCUGUGGAGGUAGAAAUUUAUGAAAGCAGUGCAUGUUACGACCUGACUACUGUUCCCAAGCACAUAAAAGCACCCUGUUAUGUACUGUACUUUUCUGUGUAUAAGAUGCCCCCAUGUAUGACGCCCCCUAUUUUGGGGGACUCAAAUUUAAGAAAAUUGGGGGAGAUGGCACGGAGUUGUUGAGUUUUUUGGGGGGAAUUACGUAGGGUUGUUGUGGGGGGUUGCCGAAAAUCGCUCACCCGCAUGCGUCCAAAAAGCUGCCUCUCAAAUGUCCCCUCGCUGGCAGAAGCUGCCAGUCGCCCGCCAAAUUACCGCAGCUUCAGCCACUCAACACCAGCCAUUGAUGCAGGAACCAAUAACACGCCCAAUAGCCGCUGACAGCCGUGGCAGCAACCAGUCAAAUGUCCAUCCUAUGCACUAUCCAUGUAUAAGACGAUCCCUCCUUUUUAGCAUAAUUUUAAAAGAAAAAAACCUAGUCUUAUACACGGAAAAGUACGGUAUAUAUUCUGUUCCUGGUUAAAGCCAGGCAAUUCCCACUAAUGUAACUGUGUUAAUGGCUCCUGCCAGUCAUUGUAGCAUAUAUCUGUAGAUGCCGGAAUCAACCUAUAAAGCAUGUGCAGGGUUUUUAUAACAGAAAUAAUCAAUGCCAAAUAAACCCAAAAUUAGAAUUUUUUUUUCCAUUUAGCUGGCUGUGCUGUCAAUAUUUGCAUCGUGUUUUCGUAGUUGCUAGAUGAUCACCCCCUCCCCCUUUUAACCGUGACUUUCCUUAUCUCUCAUUCUUCCCUACCCCCUACAGAUCAGCUUAUGGGUAAUCUCAGCCGCUCGACAGACACAGAAAAUCAGAAAAGCCUAUUUCAGGAAAAUAAUGAGGAUGGAUAUAGGCUGGUUUGAUUGUACAUCAGUGGGGGAACUCAGUACACGUAUUUCUGAGUGAGUAAUCUCAGACAUCCAGUGGUGGAUGAGGUCAGCAUGUUUUUAAGACGCUGCAUGCUAAUGAGUAGUCUGUGCGAGGUUAUGUGAGUGAAGAAUAAUAUCUACAGUAUUACUUGUACCAGACUGGGGUCUGACUCCAAAGCAGAGCUAAUAUUCCACUGGAUUUUGCUAGCAAUGUGAGAGAAAAUUGGUUUGAAUUUGCACUUCUUAGAACAAUAAAUGAGUUGAAAACAGAGCUGGCUUUCCAAAUUCACACUUGUGAUGCAGUUCUUUGAUUAAAAAUGUGUAGAAAAAUGCAUAUAUUGGGGAAAAGUGUACAUUAAAAAUGCAUGUAUUAGUGAAAAUCACAUACACAAAAUGCAUUACAUAAAGGAAUACUGCUUGCAAAAAAAAUGUGUGCAUUAGACAAAAUUACAUACAAAAAUGCAUGUUCACACUGAAACCACUUUGAGGUACAUAAAUUUGAUGAAAUAAUAAUAAGGAAACACUGAUGCAUUUCUGUGAGGACAUUAAAAAAAUAAUAAUCACAAACUGAUGAGAAAGUGCUGCAAAGACCAGAAAAAAUGAGAAACUAAAAAAACCAAAACUGAUGGAUUUGUCCAUCUUUAGCAGCUGCUGAAAACAACAGGUAUUAAAAGGGUAGAAGAUGAAAGUAUUAUCUCUGCUUGAAACUUCCUACCAUUAGGAAACCAUUACUUUGCAUGUGUGUUCAGAUGUCGAAAAGGCCACCAUAGGCACUUAAGCAGAGAUGUAGAAGCAGGUGGGAGGAAGCAGCCAUGAGCCUCACAGGGAGAGGGUGGAAACACACAGAUAGCAAGGCAGGUGUGUCAUGUAGACAUUUUCCCAGCAAAAAAAUCUAAGGCCUUCCCUAACCUGGUACCUUCGACGUGCUUUGGACUGCAUCAUCCUCAGCCAGUGCAGUUGUAGUCCAAAACAUCUGGAAGGCAGCCCUGUUUGCACCAUCAACUGGCCUGCCAUUUUUUCACAAGCUGGUGAUGCUUGAUGAGCAUGUCCUUUUGUUGCUAAGUGACCCUGCCAAUGCUCAUUCACUCUCCUUUUCCAUGGCUGACACAUAGCACAGCCAGUCUCCAAGCUUACAAGGAGAACUGGAGUGAGGAGGAACACAAGCACAGGUUUGUUGGCAAGUAGAGUCCAAGAGUGGGGUGGUUCGUAAGCCAAAUACCUGUCCCAGAAACCCAAGAACCUAUAGCCUGCCUGGAAUCUAAAAGGAAAGGCUUGUUUACUUCAGACCUCAGUUCCCAAAUGUCUGAACAAAGGAACGAAGAGAUAAAAGCAAAUGAGAUAAAUGGCUCUCACCAAUAUUUCUCCAAUGUAGAAACAAAUUGAAUGAAUAUUUGGGAUUGCAAUAAGGGUCAUAUGCAACUGCUGCUUCAACUUUUUUUGUUCUCCACAGUGACGUAAAUAAAAUAAAUGAUGCUAUUGCUGAUCAAGUAGCAGUCUUUAUCCAGCGGUUCACCACCUUUAUUUGUGGAUUCAUGUUAGGAUUUGUCAGAGGCUGGAAGCUGACCUUGGUUAUUAUCUCAGUCAGUCCACUACUUGGGGUUGGAGCUGCCAUGAUUGGCCUGGUAAGGAACAAUGCCAUUCGUAUCUAAUUAUGGCUGCUUUGUAGUCAUGGAGAACUAUGGCAAGAUUUUAAAGUCGCUGGCUGUUUAAAAACAACAACUACUCCACAGAACUCUGUCAAACCACCUACUAAGGGUUUUUAAAAAUCUGUCCAAUAUCUAUUUUUCACUGUUGUUCAGUAAUGCUGUCUGUCUUUCCUAUAACCAAACUGAGAGCCUCAGUAAACCCAACUGGAUUUUUGCCAUUGACUUCAGUGGGAUGUGCAUGCAGUAAUGGAAGCCACAAUACCUUAGAUCAACCUUUCUCAAACCUGGUGUUCUGCAGAUGUUACUGGAUUACAGCUGGAGUUAUUGGACUACAUCUCCCAUCAGUCCCAAACCAGCAUUGCCAGGGUUGUUUGGAGUUGUAUUCCAGCAACAUCUGGGGGGCAUCCAGUUGGGGAAUGCCACAUUAGGUGAUUUUUGUUGUGCUAUAAGACUCUUCCUUGGUUUUGCUGCACAAGCAAGCACGUCCAGCCUUCUGAAAGCUGACUCUGUGGAAGGCAGGCAUUUAACAAACUCCCUGUCAACCUUGUCUAAACGUUCACAGAGAAAUCCUCUGUGAAGAUGGAAGGCUGACAAAAUCUUUGUAAUAGAAAUAUUAGGUGUGCUGUGUAACAGUUGUAUGAUGGCAUAUGCAACAUCAAUAUUUUAUAUAGCUGAUUCUAGAGCACAGUGGAAUAUGGUGAUGUUGCCUAAAAUGCACCUAUAUAAUGCACUAGAUAAGCCAACCUGAUCUAUCACAUGAGCUAUUUAGCACAUGACUAUGGGUAGGUGAAGUGAGCGAAAAAAGAAAAAGAAAAAGAAGAAUGAAUUUGCUACAUAAAUGUGUCCUUUGUAAAUGUAGAUAACCCAGUGUGACAGCAAGGAGCUUGUACAAUCCAAAGGAGAAAAACCUUCACUGCCUAAAUGAAUCUUCUUACUGAUUGGUUUAGGCUGUGGCAAAGCUGACAGGUCGAGAAUUAAAAGCUUAUGCAAAAGCUGGCGCUGUGGCCGAUGAAGUGCUCUCAUCCAUCAGAACAGUGGCUGCUUUUGGAGGGGAAAGAAAAGAAGUUGCAAGGUUGGUUCGUAUAUCAUGACUGACUCACAGACCUGAAGAAAUUUAAAAGCAACAAAGCCUAUGAUUUUAAGAGCAUAACACGUGCAGGAAGAUGAAUCCUCUCCUUUGCUAUAGCUUAGAUCCACCCAGUCUAUCAUCCCAUACAGUACACUUUCCCCCAAACUUUCUAGUACAGGCAUCCCCCCAGUUACAUUGGGGAUAUGUUCCAGGCCCCUGCACACAUAAGCGAAAAUUGCGUAAGUGGGGAGCAUCCUCUAAAAAGCCUCUAAAUGCCUGUUUCCCCCCUGCUCCCCAGCUCUGUCUCUACUUCUCUCUCUCGCUCUCUCUCUCUUUCUCUCUCUACACAACUCUAUCUCCAACUAGAGUUGAAGCUCUGGGACCAGCUGGAGGACGUGCGAAAAAGUGGCUGCUGCUGUGCUACCCUGCACAUCAGCUGUUAGGUGGGGAAGCUGAGCAGCCCAAACAAAGCCCCGCUGUGCCUUGGGUCUCUUUGGGGCUUCCUCCGCCCUCACUGACGUUCUCUUCGGGCUCUGGAAAGGGUCUUCUUGCAAGCCACAGGGACUCUCCAGCUCGCUACCACUAUUUCUAGGGAUGAACGUAUCAUAUCUAUCUAUCUAUUUCCCAGCACUGCGCAUAUAUGCAGUGACACGCCAGUCAGUCAUGCGUAGGUGGGGAGAAUGCCUGUAUUUCAAUAUGAUAUGGGGAGGAAAUAAGGUGCAGGAAGGGGAAGGGGUCCAGCACCCCUCAUCCAAAAAAGUAGAAGAUAAGACUCCUCCCCCUUGCACUACCCACCCCUUAUUCUGAAUCAGACCAUUGGUCCAAAUUGUUCAGCAUUGCCUACACUGAAUGGCAGCAGAUGUCUGGGGUUUCACGUGUGAGUCUCUCCCAGUCUGACCUGGAGAGGUUGGGGACCGAACUGAGCACCUUGCACAUGCAAAGUGUGCACUCUGCCACUGAGCUACAGGCAUUACACCUGCACCAUGCAAGCAUGCCUCUUUUGUAACUCCUUCAACCCCAAACAUGGCCCUUAUUUAGCCCCUUUGCUGUGUUUUAUUUUUCUCAAAUGAACUUCUUAAAUUUUCCUUUUGUUCUUUCCGCAGAUAUGACAAAAACCUAGUGUUUGCCCAAAACUGGGGAAUUAGAAAGGGAAUAAUAAUGGGAUUUUUCACCGGUUACAUCUGGUGCAUCAUUUUCCUGAGUUAUGCGCUAGCAUUUUGGUACGGCUCAAAACUUGUUCUUGAAGAUGAGGAGUACUCACCUGGCACACUUAUACAGGUAAGGCUUUCAGUGGUUUCCCCCGUUUUCCCACCUCAAAGCACUUGCACUUCCAGCCACCUCAUUGCUUUGAAAAACAAAGUGGGUGCUUUGUAAACUUUUCAGUGUAACCUUAACAGGUGGGACCUGUAGUGUAAAGCUGCAGCGUACCUAGUAGGAGGUAUUCUGUUCAGGGUUCCAGCUAGCCUUUGUGCAGAAUUCUCCUCUUCUUUUGCCACCAUCCCACACAUUUUUCUGUCACACCUCCCUACAGCCAGUCAGCAUUCUAUACUUACCAAGCAUAUUCACUGGGCUGAUAUUUGUGUGUGUGGGGGGGUGUCUCUUGGGGUCAUUUCCUCCUCUCCCCCUCCAGCUGGCUGAGACCUUCCUCCUAUGCACAAAUGGUGUCAUUUUGACUACACAAGGAUUGCCGCUCAGACAACGAAUUCACUAUUAGCAUAUAAGAUAUAUUUCAGAGCAUCCUUUAACCUUCUUUGGAACCUCCCUCUACUCAUCUGAAAAUUUGAAAUGUUUCCCUUAGUUGAGAAAAGAAAACAAUAAUGCCAUUUUAAAUUGCAUUCCUGCCUUCAGAUCUAUAAAUAUCUUUUUUGUACCCUCCUUAAUAUAUCACACAGGGCGAAAACAUUUUUCUGCCUUCCAGAACGAUUCCUUCUAAUUAUAAUUUAAUUUCUGCUCCAAUGCAAUUUUUAAAGCCACCAAGAAAACAUAAUUGUUUUCCCCCACCCCCUUUUCUUUCUUUUCAGGUUUUUUUUGGAGUUCUGGUAGCUGCCUUAAGUCUUGGCCAAGCUUCUCCUUGCCUGGAAGCCUUUGCCACUGGCCGAGGAGCUGCAACAAAUAUCUUUGAGACGAUAGAUAAAGUGAGUAGCUCAACUGGUUCAGCACCACUAGCCUGUGUUGGAGGGUGAAAUAAAUGAGCCUUGCAUCAGCUUAAGGGCUUCUGCCAACAGCACAGAUGAGAAAUAUUAUGGUGAUUAAGGGAAAAAUUGAUUGCAGAUUAAAGCAAACCAGCACCAUGCCUGUGCAUUUGACAAAGAGCGCAUUCGUCCAAGUGGCAGUUCUAAAUGAUUGCUUAUGAAUAUUCAAAGUAUCAGCAAGCUCCAAUAUUUAUCUAUUAGGAGUCAACUCUAUAAGCGGCCUGAUCGCCAAGACACUCAGCUCCGCAAAGUGGUUUCAGGAAUUAAGCCGCUAUGGUCUCUCUUGAUUUAUAAGGAAUGAAGUGAAGCCAAAGGCUCAGAUAAGGGCAUUAAUACAUAUAGUGUUACCAAAGCUUCAGGGAAUGGAGAGAAUGGAAUAGCCAGCAAAUAUAACCCUUUGUAAUCCCAUUGGAGGCAAAUAAGCUACGUCCGUAGCAGCCAGCUGUGCUCUUCUGCUUUUAGCUCUCGCAUAGCAGAAAAUAAUGCUUACUUAACAGCUUUGAUGCGCGUGAUUAGAGAACGAGACGAGUGGGUCGUAGGAAAAUGUGUAUAAUGUCUUGCACUUUUUAAAGAAUAUCUUUAGCAGUGCAAUCCUGUGCAUGGCUACUCAGAUGCAAGCCUGAGUUCAAUGGGAUUGACUCCCAGGAAAGCCAAAGUUAUUCCCCAAGCAUGGUCUGGGCAUGUGGUCUCUUUGCAUAGCAGGCACAUUGUGCCCCUUGACUCAAAGACCAGGUGAAAGGUGGACAGCACGGAACUUGGGGGUGGAUGAAAACAGGCCAAAACUUUACAGAUUGCAGCAAAAUGAACAGAGUUGGCAUGGCAUAGGGCCAGGAUCUGUUAACAUCCUUAGACUUCUCAUCUGAAGUCCGAUUCACCAUCUCAAUUCACCUGUUGGGGAGUGCCAUGGAAGUUGACUGGCAUCUAGGGAGGCAGUGUGGGGGCUACCCAAGUGGCAGGCAUCCCAUUGGUAAUCUGAAAUGGGUGGCUCCAUCCCCAGCCAACCCCAGGCUCCGGCCAGGAGCUGGAGCAACUCCUUAAGACCCUCUUACAAGGGUCUUCCAUAUGUUUGGAUUCUACCCAGUGCAAAAAAGAGAGAGAAAGCAGCUUUUCUACAAGGGAAGUAAUAUAACCGAUUAACUCUGCCCCAGAAACCUGUUAUUGACUGUAUGUCAGAAGAUGGCUACAAGCUGGAUAAAGUCCGUGGUGAAAUUGAAUUCCAUAAUGUGACUUUCUACUACCCAUCCAGGCCUGACGUAAAGGUAAGAGCUUCACUUUUCUGGUUAACCAUUAUAGCAGCUUCCAUGUACUGCUUUGAACAUCAGGGAAAACACUUUUUAAACAUGUGAUCUUUUUCAUUUUUAUUUCCAGAUUUUAGAAAAACUCAACAUGGUUAUCAAGGCAGGGGAAACAACAGCUUUUGUUGGACCCAGUGGAGCUGGAAAGAGCACCACAAUACAGCUCAUCCAGCGAUUUUAUGACCCUAGUGAAGGCAUGGUGAGAGCUUUACCUAACUUCAUUGUAAGAGAGUGGUCACUUUCAUUUUCAUCCCUCCCCCCACCCUUUUUAAUUAAAAAUCCUGUAAACAAUUACAUAACUUCCAUUUUCAUUUAAAGAAUCCUGGGACAUGAUUCAUUCCCACUGUGGGUAUAGAGCAGGGGUAGGCAACCUAAGUUCCGUGGGCAGGAUGCAGCCCAAUCGUCUUCUCAAUCUGGCCCGUGGACGGUCCAGGAAUCAGCAUGUUUUUACAUGAAUAGACUGUGUCCUUUUAUUUAAAAUGCAUCUCUGGGUUAUUUGUGGGGCAUAGGAAUUCGUUCAUUCCCUCCCCCCCCAAAAAAUAUAGUCCAGCUCACCACAUGGUCUGAGGGACUGUGGACCCAUGGCUGAAAAGGUUGCUGACCCCUGGUAUAUAGCAGAGAUAGGGGAGAAAUUAGAUUCAGUUUGCAUUUAAAGGUGAACAUACGUAAUUUGCGCUUUCUGAAUCAAUAUAUGAAGUGAAAUCCAGCCAGCCUUUGAAAUUCACAGUUUUCUGAAUUUUGCAGUGCAGUUCUCCAGCAGAGUAGCAUGUACAUAGAAUAGGGUAAGGUAAAAAGGUAAAGGACCCCUGUAUGGUUAAGUCCAGUCAAAGGCAACUAUGGGGUUGUGGUGCUCAUCUCGCUUUCAGGCCGAGGGAGCCAGCGUUUGUCCACAGACAGCCUUCCGGGUCAUGUAGCCAGCAUGACUAAGCCGCUUCUGGUGCAACGGAACACUGUGAAAGAAGCCAGAGCAUAUGUAAACACCACUUACCUUCCCGCCGCAGCGGAAUCUAUUUAUCUACUUGCACGGGCAUACUUUUGAACUGGUAGGUUGGCAGGAGCUGGGACAGAGCAGUGGGAGCUCACUCCAUCGUGGGAUUCGAACUGCCGACCUUCCGAUUGGCAAGCCCAAGAGACUCAGUGAUUUGGUUACAGCGCCACCUGCCACCCUCAUAGAGUAGGGUACAAAGUGCUUAAAGGCAUUGAUUAGUAAAUAUAGCAUAUAAAACUGCAUUGUAUUAGGGAAAUUGCAUUUCAGAAAUGUGUGUAUUAAGCAAUAUUCAUGCUAAAGAACUUUCAUGGGUACUUUUUUUGUUAAAAAAAUCACGUAGUAGUGUGGAAAUAUGAAAACUGGGAGAAACCAAAAUUGACAGAUUCAUCUAUUCCUAGUGUAGAGUCUAUUCCAAUAUCAAAUAUUGAGUGACUGAACAAGUGUAUUAUGACUAUUUAUCCUGCAAACAACUUGUUGUUGUUGUGUAGAUUACUCUAGAUGGACAUGAUAUUCGCUCGCUUAAUAUUCAGUGGCUGCGUUCUUUGAUUGGCAUAGUUGAGCAGGAACCAGUCCUGUUUGCUACCACCAUUGCAGAGAACAUUCGCUAUGGUCGGGAAGAUGCCACUAUGGAAGACAUCAUCAGAGCAACCAAACAAGCCAAUGCCUACGACUUUAUCAUGGAUCUGCCUGGGGUAAGGCAAGCUUCAGUUUACAAUAUUCAAAAUCCUGAUGUGACUGCAUGCCUAUCUAGCUUCUGACCUACAAAGUCAUGCACAGCUCACCAGUCAGACAUUGUGGUCUUCCAGAAGUGUUUAUCUGUUUUUGCAGCCUCAGGCAGGCAAUGAGAACAGAAUGUUUAUCACACCUUGGUGGGUUCUUAUACGUGGCUGGUGGUGGACAAUUACUGUGUAGGUCUAUGCGCAGUGUUCAAGACAAUAUGGACACUUGCCGUCUUCUACAGUGGCCACUAUCUUCUGAAGUUUACUUGUGGUUCCUUCCUUCAAAGGAGAGAGAGAGAAAGUAGAUUUUUUUGGUGAUGCCAGUGUUUAUUGGCUGCAAUUCCAAGGUGUGUGCCUGAGCCACUCAUGCACCUACUAGGAGUUUCUUGGGUAAAUUGCUUCUCAGCAGACAAUCCCCUGUUGGAUUAAAACCAUUAUUGGUAUUUCCUUUUCCUUUUUUCCUUUUCCUUUUCCUUUUCCCGGGUAAUGAAGAGACAUAAAGUGAUGUUUAAAUGUACAUGGUUGUUCUCAGUAAGUUGACUGCUAGUAGAAGGAUAAGGACUUUCAAUGGCUGUGUUCUACCUCCACUGUCAAAGUUGCUGGGGAACACAAGUUGGGGGGUGGAGGAGUGCUGUUGCAUGUAGGUAUUGGUUGUGGGCUUCCAUAGGUACCUAGUUGGCCAUUAUGGCCAGGUGUUCUUAUCUUCAAAGAUACACAUAUAAGAGACUUGCUUCUUCAGGUGCCUUGAUAUUUUUGGGGUGGGUUAGGGUGUACAACACAUGUCAUUCUCAAACUUAUUUUGACAAUUUCGAGGGGACCUAGCCAUAUCUCCAUGGCAGAGCACAUGCUUUGAUUGUGUAAGCUCCACCAAAAAGACCUUAGCUAGAAAGCCAGCUGAAAUUUAUUGUCUGAGAUCCAGGACACUCAAAAAAGAUAGAUAGCACCCGGUUAGGUGGAUCAGACUUCUAUUCAUGGUUCUGUUUCAUGCAGAGAGGAAUAGAAGCUUGUUUUAUUUCCUUAACAAAGAAUUGUGUGGAUGAUACCUGCUUCGGGAUCACAUGGGGGUUUCCUGCUAGACUAGAGAGAUACAUGAGCUCACACCGGCACUGGGAGCACAGACAGAGGAUGGGUGCAGCUCUCACCAUUGAAUAGGAUCGAGGUAAAGACCUUUGUCACUGGUUUCAUAUUCCCAUCCCACCGUUUUAGAAAUUUGACACCCUAGUUGGAGAAGGUGGUGGUCAGAUGAGUGGAGGCCAGAAGCAGCGGAUUGCUAUUGCUCGUGCUUUGGUUCGAAACCCCAAAAUCCUGCUACUGGACAUGGCUACAUCAGCACUGGACAACAAAAGCGAAGCUACAGUGCAAGAGGCCCUUCAUAAGGUUUGGCAUAUUUAAUGAAUGGGCAGAUGGGCAGGGGAUAACAAUAAUAAUAAUAAUAAUUCAAUAUCAUGGAGGUGGGGGUAGGAAACUUUUAAAAACACACACACCCUCUUAAGUAUAAUCUCCUUAAAUGGUAGAGAUUAGUCUCUUCUCCCCUCCACAACUUUCUUUUUAUAAUAAGUUUACAAGAUACAAAAUUAUGGUGAGGUGUGGUUAGGAGAGCUAAUGUGACAUAGUGAUUAUAGUGCCAGAGUAGGAGUGGGAAUCCGAUAUUCAACCCUCACAUUCAGGCAGUCACAAUCUCUGAUGUGAGGAUGAGAUCAGAGUGGGGAAGAGAAAGAGGAAGGGCAGGCUAAAAUCCAGUUAGCAACAACAACAACGACAACAACAGUGCUAUUCAGAGCUUUGCAUUUGCUCCAAUGCACAAUUGGUGUUCUCUGGGUGUUCUUGAAAAGAACGGAGAAGCCUUUAGGAGCAAGCCUGGGGCCCUGCUAUGUGCACUCUGGAACUUGUUGCGUGUUUCCAUAAGAAAAUCAGUAGAGUGGAUGCAAGGUUCUACAGCCUAGAACCUCACAUCGACACAUUAACCAACAAACGUGCAUGCAGUUUCCAGAAUUGUUAGGCUUGUUAGCAGUGGAAACCUGGGGAGGGAGCAGUGCCAGAUCAGAAGCUUGACCUGUGGUGGGGAAGAGUUUACCCCAAAGACUUUCCCAACACAGCUCUCAAAGAGCUGUUGGGAAGAGUCAUGUUGGGGAUUGACAUGGAAGUGGUAGUGUUUCCUGUUCUGAAUGGACCCACUGAAAUCCAUGGGCACGACUGACUGAAGUCCUUUGAUCUCAGUGGGUCUGCUCUGAGUAUGUCUUAAUUAAAUGAAACCCACAGCUUUUAAGCUUCCAACCUUUUGUUCGCAUUUAAAUGGGAGUAGAUGAGUGUUCCAGUACCAGAAUUGCACAGCCAGGAAGCGCACAGGCACAAAGGGUGGGUUAAAAAAGCGCGGGGGGGGGGGAUUGUUCAGUAAAUAGCAGGCAAUGCUGGAGAUGGGAGGUAGGCAUGCUGCUCUUCAAACAUUUGCUUGGAAAUAAAUAUAAAUAUCAGUGCUGGCGUAAGACAGCUUUACGGGCACCCACAGAACGUACAGAUUUCUGUGUACCAGCAUUCAUGUCCCUCUUCCAAGCAUCUCAUAGGUACCUGGUUUGCAACUGUGAGUGGCCUUGAUGGGCCAUUAGUCUGAUCCAAUAGAGCUCUUUGCAUGUCCUUACACCAGUUAGGCUUCAUUCCAUGCUCUGUGACCGACCACACACACAAAAGCAAAGAGACCAAAGCCUACCUGUUUUACUCAUCUGUUUGCUUCACCGAUAUUUCCCCCCCAUUGCUUUAGGCUCGCGUUGGGCGCACGGCCAUCUCCAUUGCUCACCGCUUGUCCUCAAUCAGAACUGCUGAUGUCAUAAUUGGCUUUGAGCAUGGAAGAGCAGUGGAAAGGGGGAAACACGAGGAGCUGAUGGAACGGAAAGGGGUUUAUUUCACACUGGUAACUUUGCAAAGCCAAGGGGACAAGGCACUCACUGACACGUCGGUGCAAAGCAAGUACCUUAUUCUGCAUUUCUGAAAACGAGGUCAAGGUUUACUAACUCAAGGAAUUAAUUUCCUUUUCUGUACUAACACAACUAUUUCCCUAUGGUCCCAUGAAAAAUCAGUCCUACACAUAGGUACAAAACAAGCUGUGCCUUAUUCCAGGGUUAGAUUAUUUGUGCAUCUAUCUCUGGGUCACUGAUGCACCUCUCUCUCUUUGUGUGUCGAGGUCCCCAGGGCCACCCCAAUAGCUCACACAUCACACAGAAUUUUUUGUUUAAGGUUUCUUGGCAUAAUUUUGGCCACAACUUUAUUAAAAUACAAAAAUGUGAGUGGUUGCUUAGGCAUUGGUUGCGACUAUCUGCCCCCCCAUGGGGGACAGACUGACAUUCCGCACGCCUGCGAAAGUCAGAAAAGGGGAAUACACUUGGGGGUAGCGAUGGAGCAGGGAACCUGCCCUCAGCCCUCCCCAGAUGCAGCCAGGAGCUCUUGCAUGGCCCGAGCCCCCUUGACAGGGUGGACAAACAAUAGUUAGCCCCUGAUUCCUUUAAUAGAAUCCCUUGCAGCAGCAGCAUUAGAGGGGCAGGCGCAGCCAAUCCAUGCUCCUCAACCAACCAAACCAUAAACCAAUGCCUAACUGCAACCUUACAAGUUGUGACAAUUUGCUACGCAGUAGGCAAAAACCAAAUGGCCCCAGCCAAUCAGCCAGAUGGACAAAAUUCCCACUGGGCCCCUGCCCCAAGAGCAGACGACCCCAUGACAGGCAUAGCAGGGUCAAAGCGAACAACCCUAAAUAUAGGGAGGGGGGGUGGGCAAUCCGAUGCACGGGCGAAAAGAGGAAGCCCUAGCUUUGUGCAAGGAGUUUUAGCAUUUCUGGCUGUCAAUCAACAAAUGGCAACAUUAACUUCUUCCCAACAACAAGGGAAGCCCAAUCACAACAGUGGCCAACAAUCAAUUAGCCCACCCCACAACUUUGGAGUGUCCUGGCGGCCCCCACUGCAACACGUGCUCUCCAUGAAGGAGAACACGCUUUCCCAUUAUGGCUACCUGUGAUCCUGUUAACUGGAGAUGCUGGAGUUCAAAUCUGGAUUCUUAUGCAUUCACAGCCUGUGCUCUGCUACUGAGCUAUGGUCCCUGGGAGCAAGACCACUUUACUAGUGUCAAACUUUGAUGACCCCUCAACCAGCAUUCUUUGCUGACACAAACUGAACAAGCCUUCUUGCUGUGCUGCAGUCCGUUUUUAAGAACGCUUCAGAUUUCCGAAAGAGUUGUUGGAGCAUGCAGAGCUGAUAUAACCUCAGACAUCUUGGCGUUCUUCUAACUGAAAGCAUCUUCUUACUACUCUGGGAUACAUUGUUUGGAAAUAUAAGGCACAGGGCCUACAUAGUCUCAGGGCUGCUUCAUAUAUAUAUAUAUAUAUAUAUAUAUAUAUAUAUAUAUGUGUGUGUGUGUGUGUGUGUGUGUGUGUGUGUUUUAACAUACCAUUUUCAACAGUAAUUAAACAUACUUUUACAUCCUAUUCAAUUUUUUUUACUUCCAUCAAUCCUGUCUGAAAAUUUUCCAAUCUAAUCUCUUAGUAUGCAUUUCUUAUCUUCCCUAUUGCAUUUCAAACUCAUAACCAAUAUCUUUAUCUUUUUCUACUUUGUAACACUUCGUAUAUUUCUCCUUACAAAACUUCUUGUAGUCCUACUAGCAUAAUUUGUUGAUUACAGAUGCUCUUCAAAUAAUUCAUAUACUUCUUCCAAUCUACUGUAAAUUUCUGGUCCCGCAGGUUUCGAAUCCUUCCUGUCAUUUUGUCCAAUUCUGCAUAGUCCAUUAAUUUCGUCUGCCAUUCUUCUUUCAUCAGAAUUUCUUCUUGUUUCCAUUUCUGGGCUAACAAUACUCUUGCCGCAGUUGUUGGCAUAUAAAAACAAUUUAACAUCUUGUUAAAUUGUUAAGUCUCAGGGCUGCUUCCAUUCCCACUGUGUUUCCUAAUCACCAGUGAAGAAGAAAAUUAUAGCAGCCUUGAGCCGUUGUCCCCUGCAUUUGUGAGAAUAAACUAAAGACAGAGUGCAAUUUGUACUGCGAUUCACCAUUUCAGAGUGUAGGAGGGGAGACUGCAUGCUUGAAUUCUGCUCGGAAUGAAACAUAUCUGUAUCUGUAAAAUCAGUACAUCAGGAUAAAAUGGUUAUAAUUUAGCUUUCAUAUCCUGACAUUCUAGCUGUGUAUUUGCAGUGAUAAUUUGAGGUGAGGGAAUAUUCGAAUAUGCAAGCUACCCCUUGUAGCUUGAAGUGGUAAUGGUAAAGGUAAAGGUACCCCUGACCAUUAGGUCCAGUCGUGACCGACUCUGGGGUUGUUCCGCUCAUCUCGCUUUAUUGGCUGAGGGAGCCGGCGUACAACUGGUCAUGUGGCCAGCAUGACUAAGCCGCUUCUGGCGAACCAGAGCAGCGCACGGAAACACUGUUUACCUUCCCGCCAGAGCGGUACCUAUUUAUCUACUUGCACUUUGACGUGCUUUCGAACUGCUAGGUUGGCAGGAGCAGGGACCAAGCAACGGGAGCUCAGCCCGUCGCAGGGAUCCGAACCACCGACCUUCUGAUCGGCAAGCCCUAGGCUCUGUGGUUUAACCCACAGCGCCACCCCCAUCCUGCUUGAAGUGGUACACCCCAACAAAAACAUGUAGCUUUUCUGCUCGCAGGUGUGCCAACUCGAAUAAAAUAUUGGGGGGAGGGCAGGUAAGCCCCACCCCACAUAAUAGAUCACAAGACACAAUGUAUGCACACCAUUUGACUGGCAAUGCCUGUCUCAACUGGGGGGGGCUUCAAAUAGUUUAGGGGGGGGGAAGGGACAUUGACCCCUAGGAGUUGGCUCCUAUGUCUGCUCGCUUCUAUUCUUAGUGUGGCAGCUGCUCAAGACCUUUCAUGUGCUAGUGGUCUGUGCUUUGUACAUGCAAAGAGCAUUGUUCUUCAUAGCUUCCUUUUGCAAAUCCAGUGAUUGCCAUACAGCUCAACAUGGGGUCAUAGGACCAUGUGUGGACAACUGAUGGGCUGCUAAAGGAGCACAUCCAGGACCCUUAAAAAGCUGCUCUGCCAAAGAAGUGUACUUUAAGUUAAGCUCACACUUUUUUGAACUAAAGAGAAUUGCUGUGCUUCAGGUAGAAUAUUUAACAAACCACCAUGAAGCAAAAACUUUCAGCCUUGUAACAGGUUUGCUUUAUACACUGUAAACACAUACCAAAAUAUAAGAAUGGAAUGGAUGAUCUCAUUUUCUGAUGGGCUUCUUUGGCUUUGUUUUACAGCAGCCGAACCAAAUCUUGAGAAAACGCAGUCUUUCGUCAGGGGAAGUUAUCGGGACAGCUUGAGGUAAGCCUUUCAGUGGGGGACAAAACACAACACAAUGCAGCAUUGUAACAGCACGUUCCUGUUUUGCUUCAGGUGAGGAAAAAGGAUGUAGCACCCCUAGACAUAUGAUGAUGAUGAUGAUGAUGAUGAUGAUGAUGAUGGUGAUGAUAAUAAUAAUAAUUUAUUAUUUAUACCCCGCCCAUCUGGCUGAGUUUCCCCAGCCACUCUGGGUGGCUCCCAAUCGACAGGCUCCCAAUAUGACAGGCAGCAACCAGUUUCUUUUGGAGUUUGACCUGGCAGUUUUAUUUUUUUAAUGAGAAUCAGCCCACCAUUGAGAAUGGGUAUUCUUUGAACUGGCAAAGGGACAGGAGCAGAAGGCUUGUUAAUUAAUAAUAAUUGAUUGAUUGAUUUUUAAGUUUUGUGCAAACAAAUCGGGAUGAAGGCUUAAUACUGUGAAUAGGUUGUCUGGGGGAGCCCUUAUUUGGAAGUUUCCCCUUUGAACUCAGCGGGACUUACUUCUGAGCAAACAUGUCAAGCUUUGUGCCAUAAAUCUCAGGAUAUGGGUAUAGUAAGUAUUUCCGUAAACUAUGAUCGUGAUAAGUACGGUAAUAACGCUAGAUGCAAACUCCUUAAACUGCUGUUCCUAAGACUUCACCUUUUCUCUUUAUUCUUUCAUAGAGCUUCCCUUCGACAGCGUUCCAGAUCUCAGUUGUCAAAUAUAGUACCGGACCACCCAAUGUCAGUUGCCCAGAACCAUUCGGAACAUAUCUAUAGCACCGGGCAGUAUGAAGAAGAUGGCAGUCCAUUUAAGAAGGUCAUUAUUUGACAAAAACAUCCAUUUUGUUUCCUUUCUCUGGUCCUCUUGAAAAGCUCGCUGUAUAACCCUUCCUCGAAGUUUCUACUGGGCAGCACGGAAAGAAGAAUAUCAACAUAUUUGCCCGUUUUCUCUUUUAGGAGCCAACGGCUGUAAAAGUGGAAGAAGUGAAGCCUGCUAAUGUUACCAGAAUUCUGAAAUACAAUGCUGCUGAAUGGCCCUACAUGCUGAUUGGAUCCCUUGGAGCAGGCUUCAACGGGGCAGUCAACCCACUCUAUGCCUUGCUUUUCAGUCAGAUUCUUGGAGUAGGUCAUGACCAAUUUCCUCCUUCUUGUAUUGAAUAUGGUUUUUCACUACCCUUGUAUUAUGCAGGACAACUGCGUGCCAACAGUGUGCCAAGCAGUCCUUAUUACUUCAUUUCCAACAUUUUGGCUUGCUGCUUUUAGUAGUUUUUGAACAUUUGUGGUCAUUUGCCCAAUUCCCAUGCAGAACACCAGGUUGGGGAAGGGGACCGUUGACAAUUGGCUCUCCCAGCAGACCCCAAGGACCGGGCAGCUGCAUUCCAGAAUCUUGAGGUUCAUGGGCUUCUGGGGGUGCUCUGGAAUUCAUUGGUGGUGGUGGGGAGAGGUCUAUCUUGGGAAGGAGGGUCUUCUGUUACAAUGACAGGCCCACCAACAGUUUUGUAAACUGUUGGAGAAUGUAUGAUUGAAACUUGUGGGUUGAGUCAGUUGCAAAAAAAGACAUGACUGUUUCCUCAACAGACCCAUAAACACCAGUACUCUGGAGAUGAGCAGGGGGUUUGGGGUCUUGCAUUAAGAGCCAGUUUCAUGCAUUCUAGGAGGGGGACAUAUUUUCAUAUAUGUAGGCACUAUGGUGAUAAAGGAGAUAUUUCAGAUCUCCAAAGGGUUUCAUUUUUCUUUCUCCUUUAAAGCAGUUAUUUGAGCAGCAGCACUGGGGGGUGGGUGUCCAGCCUUGUCUUCCAUACAUUUCUCAAUUGAAAUCACACACACACACACACACACACACACACACACACACACACAUCCUGCAACUGGCCCUGCUGGGAGUGGAGAGGGGGAGACAGGCAUAAUUCAGGUACCUUUCUUCCCCCAUACCUCAGUACUGUUAAUUUGAUUAAGCUUGGAGCAUCCCUCCACCUCACACCAAUGGCUACUUUCAAGAGAAACAAGUAGAAGACUCUGAGUCUUGUUUGUUUGGCAAAUUCCCCUGAGUUCACGGAGACAUCUCCCCAUAAAACAGUGCAUUGGACUGCAACCUUAAAUCUGAAAAGAGAAGAAUAAUUAUAUGCCCUCUUCCCCUUGAUAAAUUGUCCCAUUCCAUGGCAUCCUAGUAAUCAUAAAUAGCUCAGUCAUUAGAGCAUGAAACUCUUAAUCUCAGGGUCCUGGGUUCGAGUCUUACAUUAGGUGAAAGAUUCCUGUAUUGCCAGGGGUUGGGCUAGAUAGCCCUCAUGCUCCUUUCCAACUCUACAAUUCUAUGAUUCUAUAAAGAAGUGAGCAAUAUAAUAAGGGUCUGCUUUUAUACAUUUACAAUAUUCCAAAAAAUACUUUAUCCCUUUCCUACCUGACUGAAGUAUGGAGGCAUUUUAUUAUUAGACAGUAAACUCACAGACACAAUAGCCAGUGCUGGUGGUGAAUUAAAUUCACCGGCACUAAAGCCACAAAGGCUUUGAACAACCCCUUUGCAUGGUUUUAUCAAAACAACAAAACAGGCAUGCUGACAGACUCCCAUGAAGGCAUUAUAUGCUUUUAGAUAGCAAAUGCAUAUAUUGCUCCCUUUUUGCACCGUGCAUUUUAUAGUCACUUAAACUCAACGUUGAUCGACUUUGGGCAGCAGUAUUGGUUGAAAGUUAAUGCGAAGACAGCCAUAAUUUAUUCCACUGCUCUGUUUUAUUGUGAACAAAGCAUCUCCUUUUGGGAGUCAGCUAAUCCCAUUUCCUAGAAAAAUGAAGCACAUUGGCCAUCUGCAGAACACCUGUGGCAGGGGUGCCCCGCCGCCAUCAUUGCCACUGCAGAAGCAAUAAGCAGCUGUGGUUUCUGGGAUCUUAUAGCUCUCUUGUGAGAUCUUGACAGAACCAGGAAACCACACACUGAGCAGCCCUGGCGAGCGAGGAUUUGGUGGAGGGGUAGUGGGUGGCACCUUCCUGUUUCACCUUAGGUAGCAAAAUGGAACACGCUCCCUCUGCCAACUGAGAGCCAGUGUGGUGUAGUGGUUAAGAGCGGUGGACUCGUAAUCUGGGGAACCGGGUUCGUGUCUUCGCUCCUCCACAUGCAGCUGCUGGGUGACCUUGGGCCAGUCACACUUCUCCGAAGUCUCUCAGCCUCACUCACCUCACAGAGUGUUUGUUGUGGGGGAGGAAGGGAAAGGAGAAUGUUAGCCGCUUUGAGACUCCUUAAGGGGAGUGAAAGGCAGGAUAAUCAAGUCUAAACACCUCAACUAGCCCAGCAUUCUGUUUGCAUAGAUGCCUAUUGGGAAGGACACCCACAGGAUUUGAGUGCAAUAGAUAACUACUUGUGGUUCACAACCACGGGCAUCCAGAGCAUACUGCCUCUAACAAUGGGGCCAGAACUUGUGUCCUGAUCCAUCUACUUGCUACAGACACAAGGGAUGGAUCUACACACAGGGGGGAAAUGCUAUAAAUAAGUCAGAAAUUAAAUCUUUAUAACAAAAGAAAAAAAAGCUAUGGAAAAUUGCUUAGAAUCCCCCACCCCCCCUUCUCUGGCUCAAUCUGGUGCUGCAUAUUUAUAAUGCAUUUAGAACGCUGUUUCUUGACUAAAUUAGCUGAGUCCAAGGUUUCCUCUACCUAUAAUGUUUAGUUCCAAGGCAGAUCCCCCCCUUUUAAGGGGGCAAACUUGAAGACUAGAAUCCAGCUGGUGUGGGAAUUGCUUCUGCUCAACUUAGUUUUUACAGAUUAGUUGACUUACUAAGAUUUGCCCUGUAUAGACAAACAUCAAACGGGAACACAAGCACGUGUUUCAUGACCUGGCGAUAGUGUAAAAGUUAGUUAGCAAGUCUGGAAGAUCAAACUUCAGAGAUCAGCAUUUAUAGCUUAAGAGCAAUUGCUUUAAAAGUUAGUGUUUAAGUCUGUUGUUGUCAACAUCCCUGUGAACUGGUGGCUCAAAAAACUUGUCCGAAAGACAUGGGGGGUGGGGAGGGAUGGAUUUAAUGAGCAUAAAGAAUGACCCCUCUUUGAGCGCUCAUCCUUUUUCCUAUUGGCUACUUUUCCCAUUCUGCCAAAGAUAACAGGUAGCUUGUUGACCUCUAAAACAAAUGUCCCAAAGAGUUAACAAACAGGAUCUAUGCCCUCCCUUGAAGGCACACUGAUUAUAGUGUCUCUUAAUGACACGGAUGUGGGGCUUUGGGCAUGUUUAUAAGAAAGCAGAAAACUUCCUGUUUUUCCAUUUGAGUUUUGACACACACACACACACAUUUAGUUUUACAUUUCCCAGUGAGCAUGUGAUUGCAGCUGACUUUAUGAGGAUUAGGGGAACGUUUUAAAUAAAUGCUUACCAAAAAAGAGGCAGUGGGACUUGCUGAGCCUUCUGCUCCUUCUCUGAAGACUUAUUAGUGGAUUGAAGGGCUUUUAAAACCUGACUUUUUCAAAGACUCGCUACUUGCCAUUGUUCUCCUCUGGUUAUUAGUCCCUUAUGCCUCUUAAAAGCUGCAUGGAAGAUUUUUGUGUGGUUUUUCCCCCCCCACAUCAGUGAUUUGUUUGUACUUCAGUUGGGUCCAAGUUCUCUAGUUUCUUGGUGCGGAUUAAUCCUUUGUUUUUGAAACCCAGGUAUUAAACAUAGUGCCAUCAGUUAUGAAUAGCACACACACCAUUUAAAUGGGAUACUUCCCUGCAGCAACUACUGAAACACAGUUUAAUUUGCUGGCCUGAUAUUCUCAACACUUCCUUUUUCUUAAUGGUUUUAAUAGUGUUUUAUUAUAAUUAUGCUAUUUAUCGCCUCGAACUACAUAAAGAAAAGUAGGAUAAUUAUUCUAUAUGAAACAAAUACAUUUCAUUUUAAAAAAAUAAAUUUUAUGAAAGCGUAUAGAGAAAAAUACAAAAUUUUAUACAUUUCCCCAUUUUUUUACCAAACCAAGACUUUUAUAGAGAUAGAAUAAAAACACAGAAAUAUGGGGAGGGGGAGAGAUAGAGAAGGAAAAAGAAAUAAAAAACAGAAAAGAGGUUAAGAGAAAGAUAGAAAAACAAUAUUCACUUUGUCUGAUCCACUAUAGUAGAACCAAAUACAUUUCUGAUUAGAGAGAAUGGCUUCUCCUCCUGACAGAUUUAAGGCCUAGCACCUCUUUAUUUUUUUAGUACCAAGCUGUACUUAGGUAGAGGAAACGUCCCUUAUAAAAAAAAAUCUAUAGCUUAUUGUUUACAUUUGAGGAAAUUCAAUCGUAGCACCAUUUAAAUCAAUAAACCUCCACUGAUGUGAGGCUAUGGUCAAGCUGUCCUUUAAGAAGUGCUGUAAUAGGGGGCAAAAUUUGCUUGCAGCACUCCAUUGAAAUCUCACACGAGCAAUACUCAAGGCAACUGUAAAACCAAAAUGGGCUAAAUCAGGGGUACCCAAUACAAUGACCCCCUACAACUCACAACAGCCAUGGCCACUGGCCAUGCAGGCUGUAAGUUGGAGUCCAAUAACAUCUGCAGCCUACCCAUGGGCUAGAUUGCAUGAUCCUAUGAUUUCCAAUAUCAUUGCAGUCAUGUGACAUGAAUUCUGAAGUAGAGACUCUCAAUUCACUGCUUAGAGAUGAUUAUAAUGAAGCCGUGUAUAAAUUGCCUAAAUAAAUAAUAAAAUUAUACUGUUUUAGUUGGCACUUAAUAUUAUGGCCCUUUCUUUUCUUUCCCAAAAGACCUUUUCUAUCCUGGAUGAAGAAGAACAAAGAUUACAGAUCAACGGCAUCUGCCUGCUCUUUGUAUUGGUUGGAGUUAUAUCAUUUUUUACACAGUUUUUACAGGUAAAUGACCAUUAAGAUUGGCUGUUCCGUUGAUUUUCUUUUCUCGUUUUUAGGUGCCUUGUGGCUGGCAUGUCUAGACUUACACAUUCUUUAAAUGCAUUUCAGGGAUAUACAUUUGCAAAGUCUGGUGAGCUGCUUACAAGACGGCUAAGGAAGGUUGGCUUUGAGGCCAUGCUAGGUGAAGAAAUUGGUUGGUUUGAUGACCACAGGAACAGCCCAGGGGCUUUGACCACAAGACUAGCAACUGAUGCCUCUCAGGUUCAAGGGGUAAGAGAUUUUAUAUAAAAGUAGCUAACGCACUUCAGAUAUUGCCACAUCAGCUGGGCAUCCACUCAAUGAAAUUGAGACAAGAUAAUUAUUGUCAUGGGUUUAUUGGAUAAAGCAUGUUCAUCUUCAUGGAGAGCACAUGUUGCGGUGGGGUCUAGCAAGACACCCCCUCUUGGUUGCUGGGCGGGACCAUUUGGAUGGCCAAGACUGUGAUUGGGCUAUUUUGGGUUGUUGGGGAGAUUUUGAUGUUACCAUUUAGUGAGUUGGCCCAAAGGUUAGAUAUUCUCUGCAUGCAGCGUGGUGCGGCCUCUUUUGCUGUGUGCAUCGGAUUGCCCGCCCACCCUCCCUAAUUUAGGGCUGUUGCGUUUGACCUUGCUAUGCCUGUCAUGGGGUCGUCUGCUUUUGGGGCAGGGGCCUGGUAGAAAUUUUGUCCAUUUGGCAGAUUGGCUGGUGUCAUUUGGUUCUUGCCUACUGCAUAGCAAAUUGUCACAACUUGUAAGGCUGCGGUUAGGCAUUCGUUAAAAUUUGGUUGGUGGAGGGGUAAGGGUUGGCUGUGCCUGGCCCUCCAAUGCUGCUGCUGCAAGGGAAUUCCGUUAAAGGAAUCCAGGGGCUCACCAUGCUUUUGUCCGAAUCCCUGGCAAGGGGCUUGGGCCACACAAGCCCCUGGGAGCAUGCGGGGAGGGGUGAGGGUGUGGUGUCCAGCCCCAUUCUCUCCCCAAAAUGUUUUCCCUUACUGACUUUCGCAGGUUUCCAGAAGUCAGUUCUGUCCCGGGGCGGGGGACAGAUAGUUGUAACCCAUGUCUAAGCAACCACUCACAUUAUGUAUUUCAAUAAAGUUGUGGCCAAAAUUAUGCCAAAAACCUUAAAUAAAAAAUUCUGUGUGAAUUGUGAUUUAUUUAGGGGGUGGCUUGGGGACCUCGACAUGCAAACAUGCCUCUGAAACUCCAUAGAAAUGAAAGCUGCUGGUAAGGUGAUUUUAAGGAGAAAAAAUGGCUAUUUCACACCUUAAAUUUUUUUUUUAACACUGGAGCAUCUUUUAGCAUUCAACUUUCAGCCAAAACUAUAAGGCCUAGUUCUCACUGAAACGAUAAAGCUGUGUCUCAGUUGUACCAUUUCGUUCCCAAGUGCAGGCUUACAUGAUGGAAUGAUUCUUCACAGAUUAAAUUCAAAGAUUCCUACACAAAAAACCAAGCACAUCAAGGAACAGUCUAGGACUCUUCCCCCUAAUGUUCAAUUUCCCAUGUACAGAGGCGAUGGGGGUGUAAAACUGUUCCCUCAUUUGAGCCCCCACCUGCAGUCUGAAGCGGUUGAGAUAGAGGCCUAAAUGAGAGGAGCAGACAGCAUAAAUGGGAAUUCCUUUCAAAUCCAUAAUUCACACUUUGGACCCAACUUAUCUUCCCAUAUGCCACUUCUUGGAAGGUGGCUACAAACUGGGGAAAAUGAACAAAGCACAUUGCAGCCACGAGGGCGGUUUAGCCAUUUCAGACCCUCUCCAUGAGUGUGUUGCUGAUGGGCCUGUUUUCACAAUUAGGAGUGCCAAAGGCUUUUCCCCCCCAGUAACAUAGGCAGGAAAAAGAGGUGCUUUGGCAACACAUCCUUGCUCAGUCUCUUUGUUCCUGAAGGUGGGUCUAGAACACUUCAGGGAAAUAGAUUUCGGAUAAAAUUUCCUGGAGAAACUUUGUAAUGGAAAGAGCUGUUUGGCAGUGGGAUAGACUGCCUCAGACUGCCUUCACUGGAGGUGUUUCAACAUCCUGGUUACAGCCUGGUUACAGGGAACCAGGCAGAGGGCCUUCUUGGUAGUGGCACCCGCCCUGUGGAACGCCCUCCCACCAGAUGUCAAAGAGAAAAACAACUACCAGACUUUUAGGGAAGCUUUUAAUGUUUAAUAGGUUAUUGUAUUUUAAUAUUCUGUUGGAAGCCACCCAGAGUGGCUUGGGAAACCCAGCCAGAUGGGUGGGGUAUAAAUAAUAUAUUAUUAUUAUUAUUAUUAUUAUUAUUAUUAUUAUUAUUAUCUGAAUGGCUAUCUAUCAGAGAGGCUGCACUGCAGAUCCUGCACAGAGAAGGUGCAACUGAUUACCCCCAAAAUCCCUUCUAACUCUUUGCUUCUCCUUGGCAAUAGGAGCUGGAAGUUAAACAAUAGCUCUCCUUCCUUCACAGCUUUGAGGUAGCAAAAAGUGUCCCAGUGCUUAAUGUGGGAGAGUGUGUUGGUGAUCUUUUUUCUUUCUUUCUUUUCCCCCCUUUUGCUUGUUUUAAGGCAACUGGCAGCCAGAUCGGAAUGAUUGUGAACUCUGUCACCAACAUUGGGGUGGCCAUUGUUAUUGCUUUCUACUUCAGUUGGAAGCUCAGCUUGGUCAUCAUCUGCUUCUUGCCAUUCCUGGCUUUAUCUGGUGUGGUGCAGUCUCAGAUGCUAACAGGGUUUGCCUCUCAGGACAAACAAGCUUUGGAAGCAACUGGGAAGGUAAUGUUUAAAACAACUACAAAAAAGCACAUCAUUUAAGAUUAAAUGAGAUGGUGAGUAACAAUGCAAUCAUCCAGUGUUGUCAAUGAUAACAGGCAUUUUGGACCUGGCAUAGUCAUGUAGGGUUGAAAUGUCCGUCCCCCCCCCGCCCCCCGCUACUUGUCAAGCAGUAUUUUAAAGUCUCUGUUCCUUGGAAGCCUGAUUUUUCUUCUCAGAAGGGCAGUGUGAGGGUAAAAUAAAGUGUUUAGCUUCUGGUUGCAAUUGGUUGGAUAGAGUUGAAAGACACAUUUGGCAUUGCAUAUAUGCGCAUCCAAAUCACAAAGGCGUGUGUGCUUUAAGUGGGCCUUGGCAUGUACUGGCAGCCAGUGUAGCUGGUACACAAUCGAUCUUACAUAUUUCCUUAGCCUCCACAAGCAACUUCAGUUUGCACCAGCUGAGGCUUCUGAACUGUCUGCAAAAGGCAGCCCUGUGUAGAGUGUGUUACAGUAGUCUAAUCCGGAUGUAACCAGGACUACGUCUGCUUUCUUUCUCCAGUUAGGGAUGCAGCCAGAGAAUCAGCCAAAGCUGCUAAAAGUUUGAUAAUAAGACUGAAAGCGACAGUAUAGCUACGCAGAACAAAUGACGUAAAAGCAUACAACGAGAGAACGGUGUCUGUCCAUAGCUAUUACCAGCAACUUAAGAAUGUGAUAAAGAAUAGGAGCAGAACAAGCUAAGACAAGCCAUUUGUUCGUUUAGCUCUAUUGUCAAUGUGUACUUAAGAUGCUUAUGUAGACAGCAUCACCCUCGCCCAGAUAUGAGAACCCAUGCCAGGAAUUGUUUCUUGCCCAACAUUGGAAAAGUCACCAGUACAGUAAAAAACAAUUAUUAGAUUAGGAAACCUGGGGUCAGGCCUUGGUCAGAUUCUGAAAUUAGCUGCAGUAAGAGGGCCAGAAGGCAAGAACAUGGGCAAAUAUAUGCUAGUAGUCAGGUUCCAAUGGUAGCAGCCAAGGAUCAGAGACAGAAUUCAAGGAUAUGAUCAAAGACAGGCUGCUGGUGGAGAUAGACAGGCAAGGGCCAGAGGUGGAGCACAUGGUCAAAAGCAAAGUAAGUCUGUGUGGCUAUUCAAUGAGGCAAGUUCCUCAGGCUGAGGAGCUGAUUUGGGUAUGAGGGCCUAGAGUGUCUCCAUUGGCCUGACCUUGGUAAGUUCAGCUGAAUCAGUUCAAAACUAGAGAUUCUUAGUAAACUGGUGUGGAAACCAAACUUACACUUUAAAACUAUAGAUAGAUAGAUGAUAGAUGAUAGAUAGGUAGAUAGGUAGAUAGGUAGAUAGAUAGAUAGAUAGAUAGAUAGAUAGAUAGAUAGAUAGAUGAUAGAUAGAUAGAUGAUAGAUAGGCAGGUAGGUAGGUGAUAGAUGAAAGAUAGAUAGAGAUAGAUAGAUGAUAGAUAGAUGAUAGAUGAUAGAUAGAUGAUAGAUGAUAGAUAGAUAGAUAGAUAGAUAGAUAGAUAGAUAGAUAGAUAUAGAGAUACAGCAGCUCACCAGAUGUAUGGGCCAUAUCUCUCACACUGACAUCUAACAGAUCUUUGCUACUCCUCCAUUUCUUUUUCUUUUCAACAGAUUUCCAAUGAAGCACUUGCAAACAUCAGGACUGUCGCAGGAAUUGGGAAGGAGAAAAAAUUUAUUGAAGCAUAUGAGAAAGAGCUGGACGUCCCUUACAGAGCAGCAGUCAAAAAAGCAAAUGUUUAUGGAUUCUGCUUUGGUUUUGCACAGAGUAUUCUGUUUAUAGCCAAUUCGGUCUCCUAUCGGUAUGGAGGAUUUUUAGUUGACAAGGAAGGACUUCACUACAGCUAUGUGUUUAGGUAAAGGAACAGAAACACACCCACACAAAUUAUCUUUCCCAAAUAGAACCUGUUAGUUGAUCGUGCAUUCUCAACAGACACAUUUGUGGGCAUGAUAAAACUGAAUGACAACUCAAUGUUAAGAGACAGUAUAUCUCUGGAUAUAUAAGUUAUUGGAGACCAACCAUGGGGAGGGGGGAGGCUGUUGCCUUCCAGCCUUGCUUGACAUAGUUGGCAGGCCACUGAUGGAAACAGAAUAGUAGACCUUGAGUUCUUCUUCCUAAGUAUCAUGUAAGCUGACGUCUUUCCUUCUUGAUUUCAGGGUGAUUUCUGCUAUUGUGACCAGUGGAACUGCAUUAGGAAGAGCAUCCUCCUAUACGCCAAAUUAUGCCAAAGCAAAAAUAGCCGCAGCUCGCUUUUUUCAGCUGGUGGAUCGUGUUCCCCAAAUCAGUGUUUACAGUGAUGCUGGAGAGAAAUGGGUAAGAGCAGAAAUUCAUGUUAUUAGAAUCACAUAAUUGUAGCAUCCGAAGGUCAUCCAGUUCCCUCUUCUGUACUGGAGCAAAGAAGAUUAUAGUGUGUCAAGAACAUAAAAUUAGAGCAAUACAAGGUCUGCUGAUACCUUGAGGGCACAGAGUAUGUUUGAUUAAAGAAAACCACAUUGGCUUGAACAAAUAAUACAUGCCCAGGGUAAGGCAAUUUGGGGUCAAUUGUAGUUUGAAUAAAGUUAGGGCACAUACCCCAGGCACCAUGAAUGUGGCCCAACUUUUCAUUGUGAUUCCUGGUAACUCAUCUGAUAAAUUUCUCCCCGUCUCAAGAUUUAUAUGCUCUUUGUCCCUCCAAUCUUAGCCCCUUGUUAAGUCCUCCCAACAUACUAUUGUUCUUGCAGUCUUCUGUGAGCACUGAUGUUCUGAAAGUUAGACACAUUUCUAAGGUCCUCAAGGCACCUUGUGAAAAAUAGGCGGUGUGAUUAAAACCGAUUAGAAACUAAACCAACAACAUAAAAAAAACCAGAAUUAAAAAACAAACAACCAGAUGGUAGCGACUAAGGAGGAAUAAUAUUGUCAAACUUCCUGGUUUAACAGGCAGCAAUUGUGGGUUUCCUUUUUCUUUGUCUGCAAAAAAUGUGGUCUGUUAGGAAAUCUUUCCUAGGAAGAAGGGGAAGCAGCUGUGCUUUGAGCACCCUUGUGAACCCAGUGCCAGCAUAGCCAUGUACCUGCUAUAGCACUGGCAUGGGGGGAGGGCUGAGACUCAGUGGCCAUCGCAGAGCAUUUGCUUUGAAUGCAGAAGGUCCCCAGUUCAUUUCCUUCCAUUCUCUGGGUAUGUACCCUGUCUAGAUCCCUGGAUAGUCACAGCCAGCAUGCAUGGACAACUCUUCAGGCCAUUUAGAAUCAUAGAAUCAUAGAGUUGGAAGAGACCACAAGGGCCAUUGAGUCCAACCCCCUGCCAAGCAGGAAACACCAUCAGAGCAUUUAGAACUUGUGGGAAAUGUUUCCACCUGAAACAAAGCCAUGAACUGAGCAGCUCCACAGAAUUUUACUUAGCUUCCUAGUGAAAGUUCACACCACAUAAUAACUCUUCAGCAGAGUAGAUUAUGGGCUCACCAUGUUUGCCACCUGCUUACUGCAGCCAUCACACAAUGACUUGAAUAUGUGUGAGUGAAGUAUUGAUUUGGCAUUAAGUGGUGUCUUUCUUCAAUAUUAAUUAAAAGUCGUACCUGAGACAAAAUGUUGCAAAAUGUGGAGGUUCAGAAUACUCUAUUCCAUUGCUCUUCCACCUGGUUUUCUGUCAUUCCCGCCCAACCAAACCAGUCAAUCAGCAUUUGGUGGCUGCUGCGCGUGCUCAGCCUUCUUGGGGCUAUUUUUGCAGCCCCUCCCACCCUUUUGGGGUUUUCCCCGUAAAGGUUUUUGCACUUGUGCAAACCUUGGGGCUCCCCAGAACCUACUAAUACCUCUCCUUUUAACCAAUGUCUUGUAUGUUCCCACACUAAGGUGCAACUGUCUCCUUACUCAGUGAGGUUUUGCAACAUGCAAAUUGAUUUAGAUUCCAUCUGCUUAUCAUUUAAGAGCUACAUGGCUAAUCGGUUUUAAAAGUGUAAUUGAUCGUGACAGUUAUAGGAAUAGUGGUAAUAGUAAUCAUUACUUCCAUAAGAGUCAUUUGUGAAAUCAGUUCAACCACACGCAGAACAUUCUCUCUCUCUCUCUCUCUCUCUCUCUCUCUCUCUCUCUCUCCCUCUCUCUCUCUCUCCCUUUGUAUAAUCAGGAUAACUUUCGUGGAAGCAUUGAAUUCUUGAACUGCAAGUUCACAUAUCCCUCUCGUCCCAACGUCCAAGUGCUAAAUGGUCUUUCGGUGUCUGUGAAAUCUGGACAGACCCUUGCCUUUGUUGGAAGUAGUGGAUGUGGCAAAAGUACCAGUGUCCAACUUCUGGAACGUUUUUAUGACCCUGAGGAAGGAAGAGUGGUAUGUAGCCUUCUCUGCUUUCAUACAUAGUAAAAGAGUGCCGAAGAGUUGUUAUAAAGCAAACCCACAGUUCUCCCAUCACGACCCCCUGAACCCAGCAGUUGGAGGAUGCAGAAGCAGCCAGUUCUGGUUUCAGUGCAUGAAGUGGUUGGAUGAGAACUCCUAGGGGAACCUCCCAGACCAUCAGUGCUUAUGGGGCCAGAGCCUGGACUCUGGUGGACAUUUCCCCCUAAGGGAGCAGGUGCAUCUCACUGCAAAUCACCCAGCUUGCAGUGCAAGGAAUACAUCAGGUGGGAGGUCAUGGAAUAAAAGAGGAGUGCCUGUCUUCAAGCCAGAGCAUUGGCCCUUUCUGGGGGUAGAGCCAGGAGAAUGCAAUCUGGAAACAGAAGCAUAAAAGGCUUCACUUAGUCUGCUUCCAACAUCUGUUGGUGCAAACUGCUCACUCAGUGCUGUCUGUGGUCUGGUAGCUUUCGAACAGGCUUGACACUUUCCCCAUGGGUUCCAGAUCAAAAUUGCAUAUACGUCUAUAAAAUAUGUGCAUAAAACUUGUGUAUAAAAUGUGUUAUGAUUGCAUUCAGAAAUGUGUAUAUUAAGAGAAAUGCACACUAAAAUGCUGGCAACCUCAAAAAUAUGAUAAGAUUAAGAUUGUCAGAGUGCAAUAUAAAAUUGAGAAAUGUGAGUAGAAGUGAUAAUACGGAAAAUUGUCAGACAUGCUGAGGGAAGUCUAAAAGAUGUAGAUGAUAGAAGCGGAUGUUAAAUUUUGGUGGAAUGUAUAUUGAAAAUUUAAUAAAAAUUACAUGAAAAAAAUAAAAAUAAAAUGCUGGCAACCUCUGCCUGACGUGGGUGCCUCGCUCUACUUAAUGCAUAGGCUGGCCCUGCUUCCGAUAAAUGAAAUUACACAGACAUCCCUUUUUUAAAAAAAAGUAAAGAGAGGCUAUGAAUGUGUAAAACGUAAAGGUAAAUUUACGUGAAACCUGUACAUCUAUUAGCUAUGACAAACAGACAUUUUUUUAACUAGGUAACCCGAGUUCCACUGAACUCAUUUGUGUAACAUAUUUCACAUGAAUUUGGAGAACAAUUUGCUUGGUAAAUUCCAUAUAAUAAACUUACCUUGUAUCAGAAUGACAGCUGAUAAUGAGGAUGAAAGCUUGAGUGCCAAGACCCCGUGACCAAGCAGCAUAUAGAGUCUUUGGGUUCAAAAAGGCCACAACUUUAUUGGUUACAUAUGUGAGGUUUUGGCAUAGGCAUUGGGUGAAGUUGUUUAUUUAACUCCAGUCCAUCUGCUGGGAGUGUAUCUAAGGGUAAACCACACCACAGGGUGGGGGUGGAGGCCCUAUGGCCUACAUCAAAUAAGGGUAUCCCCCCCCCCCAAAGGGUCACCACUGGAGACGUUCUAUGGCUCUAGCCCCCAUCUGGGUGUCAGAUAGAAGCAACCCCUCAGUGGUCACCAGCUGGUUGGUCCCGCCCCCUGGGGAAUCCCCAUAUCCAGCCUGCCUACCAUUGGCCAAUCCACAGGCAGGCCUGCAGUCCUCCCAAACUGGCCUCCAGAUGGCUGGCAUGGGGCCGUCUCCAGGCUGCAAUGCCGCCUGACCAUUUAAAGUAAGUGGACUUAUUUGCAUGAAAUCUACCAAACAAGUGGUUCAUCUAAAUGCAUUCAAAAUAAGUUACCCAACUGAAUUCAGGCACUCUUUUAUAAGGCUAGUUCUAAACAGCACUGGAAUGAAGAGAUACUUCAAAUAUAAUUUUACUUAAAGGGGUUUAAGCAUUCAGCAUAGAUUCAUGUGAAAAUUAUUUAAAGUUUAGUAAGUUCAGUGUAAGCUUAACUUAAAAUUUAAAACUGAGGUUCCCUUACGACGGCGCCAAUAGUCCAUAAAUAAAUAUUUUGUCUUUUCUGGGUUUUUUCCUGUGCAGUUGAUAGAUGGACAUGACAGCAAGAAAGUAAAUGUCCGCUUUCUGAGAUCUAAAAUUGGGAUAGUGUCCCAGGAACCUGUGCUGUUUGGCUGUAGCAUUGCUGACAAUAUAAAAUACGGCGAUAACACCAGAGAGAUUUCUAUGGAAGAAGUGAUAGCAGCAGCUAAGAAGGCCCAGCUGCAUGACUUCGUCAUAUCGCUUCCUGACGUAAGCAUCUUUUUCUUCACUAGUGUUCAGUGUUGUGAAAGGGAAUGGUGGCUAAAUAAGGAAUCCAUGGUGUGUGAGUCACAGAAUCUCAGCCAUUUUCCUAGAUGCAGCUAUGCACAUGCUAUAAUAUGCUCCUGAACAGCAGCUCACUUUUGAACAGCCAGUGUGGUGUAGCAGUUAGAGUUGUUGGACUAAAAGCGAGGAAACCCAGGUUCAAAUCCCUUCUCAUCCAUAAAGUUCACUGGCUGAGCUUGGUCCAGUUGCCAUCUCUCAGUUACUUCACAGGUUUAUUGUGGGGAUAAAACGUGGAUUACUCUCUGCCCUGAGAAAGUUUCCAUAUCCCAAGGGUAGUUCAUAUCACCAAUAAAACACGAAUAAGAGUUGUUUCAUGCCACAUUGCCUCCACAAGCAGCACCAUUAUUUUCUUCCAGUACUGCAGCACUGUGCAUAUUUCUGAUGGUAAAAGGAGUUGCUUAAAAUUCAGCCAAUGUAUGUUUUCCAGCAAUACAAAACUAACGUUGGCUCUCAGGGAUCGCUGCUCUCUCGUGGGCAAAAGCAGCGCAUCGCUAUCGCCCGAGCCAUCAUCCGAGAUCCCAAGAUCUUACUACUGGAUGAAGCAACAUCUGCUCUGGAUACCGAAAGUGAACAGGUAAACAGGAGGGAGAGUAAACCACGUGGACUAAGAAACAACAACAUAGCGCAAGUAGGGCAAUUCAUACUUGCAUAUUAACCUUUUGAUGACGAGUAAGUCAUCCUCACAGAUGAAACUUUGCAAGCAGAACUUUCUUACCAACCUUCUUCACUGUAAAUUUACGCUUUGCUCCUUGGUUGUUGGGGCAAAGCUAUUUCACCAUGACUGAAUCCCAUACCGUAUCUUAAGGCCAGCUGUGAAGGAAUGGUUCUGUAGCAUCAAUCAUGCCUCAAAGAUAACAAAUGAAUAGGAUGAAAAAGAGCUGCUCUCUCAAUUGUGAAUCACAGGGUGCAGAAACAUUUCUUUGGUUCUUUCCUCUCCCAUACAUUCAUGUGAUGAUCAUGCGAUGACUUUCUUAAUAAUUAGACUGAAUGCUUGAAUGUAAAGGUAAAAGGUAAAGGACCCCUGGGUUGUUAAGUCCAGUCAAAGGUGACUAUAGGGUGUGGCGCUAAUAUCCGCUUUCAGGCCAAGGGAGCUGAUGUUUAACCGCAGACAGCUUUUCCGGGUCAUGUGGCCAGCAUAACUAAACUGCUUCUGGUGCACAGGACACCAUGACGAGUGCCAGAGCACACAGAAAUGCUGUUUCUCUUCCCACCACAGUGGUACCUAUUUACAGUAUCUACUUGUGCUGGUAUGCUUUUGAACUGCUAGGUUGGCAGGAACUGGGACAGAGCAAUGGGAGCUCACCCCGUCGUGCAGAUUCAAACCACUGACCUUACGAUCAGCAAGCCCAAAAGGCUGAGCACUACUUCGGGGAGAAAGGACUUAUUUGGUUACAUAUAUAUAUUAAUUAUGUGAAUGACCAGAUUAGAAUGCAAUUGCCAGGAGCAACAUUGAGAUACUCUGCAGAAAGUUGCCUUUACUACCUUUACUUUGUUACUUUCUCCCUUGUCUUCAGACUGUGCAGGCUGCACUGGAUAAAGCUAGAGAAGGCCGAACGUGCAUUGUCAUAGCUCACCGCCUUUCUACCAUUCAGCAUUCUGAUAUCAUAGCUGUCAUGUCGCAAGGAGUGAUCGUUGAAAAGGGCACUCAUGAAGAACUGAUGGCCCAGCAAGGGGCAUACUACAAACUGGUUACCACUGGGGCACCUAUCAGCUGA
Messenger RNA from Podarcis lilfordi (Lilford's wall lizard), 48388 nucleotides. The record is from the annotation of a GenBank genome assembly. Lineage: Eukaryota; Metazoa; Chordata; Lepidosauria; Squamata; Lacertidae.